UAUUGAGAGUUAUAUCAAGAAUUUCAGUUCAGAGAGAGAGAGAAAGAAGGAGAGAGCCUGUGUGAGGGAGAGAGGCUGAGAGGGAGGAGGGAGAGCGCCGUCGCUUCCUCCCGUCGCUAAAGCAAUAACCUAUUAGGAUUUUUUUUAAUUUUUUUUUUUUCUAUCGCUAACUAUCACCCCAGAGAUAAAGAGGGAGAGAGAAGCACCGCCAGACCAACUCUUGUCAUUUCCAGUCAGAAGUUGCAGACUUCAUGUAGCUGGCUGUGCUCUGCUGAGAGAGGGAUGGAAAUUGUGUGCACUGCAGAGUGGAAAAUACUCCCGAUCUAAAGAAGUGCACCGGAUUUUUGCUUGCUGUUUGUUUGGGUUGUUGCGUGCACGUUAAACGCCCGAAGGAUCGCCGCUUAAUAGAAAUGAAACGCGGAGAGGAUGACUAACGACAGAACUGUGAAUUUGUUCCCUGGAGUUGCUAAUUUGCCACCCCGAAGCAACACAUAUCUCAAGGAGGAAGCGUUUGCCUGCUGCUGAUUUCUCCAAAACUGGUGAUUUACCAGAUGCAUUGUGCUGUAUCUGCUGGAACAGAUCAUUGCUUAGCUGCAGCAGAUCGUCAAAGGUAUACAACCAACUGCUGUCUCCAAAUAAGAAAUGAGAUGUAAUGCAUCCUGCAGUCCAUGCAUGCCUCCUCUUGCAAAUUGUGCACCAUUCCGUGGAAACCUUUAAGUCUUAAAAUCUGGGAAAAAAGAAUAAAAACAUUAUAAUGGACCUGAGGGAUUUUUGCCUGUUGACCGCUUUGAUUGCCUGUUUAAGGCUGGAUUCUGCUAUAGCUCAAGAACUUAUUUACACUAUUAGAGAGGAGCUGCCUGAAAACGUACCCAUAGGGAACAUACCAAAGGACCUGAACAUUUCUCACAUCAAUGCUGCCACAGGGACCAGUGCCAGCCUUGUCUACAGACUGGUAUCUAAAGCAGGGGAUGCCCCUCUGGUCAAAGUGUCCAGUACCACUGGGGAAAUCUUUACGACAUCUAACCGAAUAGACAGAGAAAAACUCUGUGCUGGAGCUUCCUAUGCAGACGAAAAUGAGUGUUUCUUUGAACUUGAAGUUGUGAUUCUCCCCAAUGACUUUUUUAGGCUGAUCAAAAUAAAAAUCAUUGUAAAGGACACUAAUGACAAUGCACCUAUGUUUCCAUCCCCUGUCAUCAAUAUCUCCAUCCCAGAAAAUACUCUGAUCAACAGUCGCUUUCCAAUCCCAUCAGCAACAGAUCCUGACACAGGUUUCAACAGCGUGCAGCACUAUGAGUUGUUAAAUGGACAGAGUGUCUUUGGACUGGAUAUUGUGGAAACUCCAGAAGGAGAGAAAUGGCCUCAGCUGAUUGUGCAACAGAACUUGGACAGAGAGCAAAAGGAUACCUAUGUGAUGAAAAUCAAAGUGGAGGAUGGAGGUACCCCCCAGAAAUCCAGCACAGCCAUCCUGCAAGUCACAGUAAGUGAUGUCAAUGAUAACAGGCCAGUAUUUAAAGAGAGUCAAGUAGAGGUUCAUAUACCAGAGAAUGCUCCUGUAGGCACUUCUGUAAUUCAGCUUCAUGCAACAGAUGCUGAUAUAGGAAGCAAUGCAGAAAUCAGAUAUAUUUUUGGUGCCCAAGUCGCCCCCGCAACCAAAAGAUUUUUUGCUUUAAACAACACCACAGGGCUGAUUACAGUUCAGAGGUCAUUAGAUCGAGAAGAGACUGCUAUUCACAAAGUGACAGUGCUGGCUAGUGAUGGUAGCUCUACACCAGCUCGGGCAACUGUCACCAUCAAUGUCACUGAUGUAAAUGAUAACCCUCCUAACAUAGACCUCAGGUACAUAAUAAGUCCCAUCAAUGGCACAGUGUACUUAUCUGAGAAAGAUCCUGUCAAUACAAAGAUUGCCCUAAUUACAGUUUCAGAUAAGGACACUGAUGUGAACGGCAAAGUGAUCUGUUUCAUUGAGAGAGAGGUUCCCUUCCACUUGAAGGCGGUUUACGACAACCAGUAUUUGUUGGAGACCUCUUCCUUGUUGGACUAUGAGGGCACCAAAGAAUUCAGCUUUAAAAUUGUUGCUUCUGAUUCUGGCAAGCCCAGUUUGAACCAGACUGCCCUGGUAAGAGUUAAACUGGAGGAUGAAAAUGACAACCCUCCGAUUUUCAGCCAGCCUGUAAUUGAGCUGUCAGUUGCUGAAAACAACCGUCGUGGUCUAUACUUAACAACUAUUAGUGCCACAGAUGAAGACAGUGGGAAAAAUGCAGACAUUGUUUAUCAGCUUGGCCCUAAUGCCUCCUUUUUCGAUCUGGAUCGAAAGACAGGAGUUUUGACAGCCUCCAGGGUUUUUGACAGAGAAGAGCAGGAACGUUUCAUUUUCACUGUUACAGCCCGAGACAAUGGCACCCCUCCUUUGCAGAGUCAAGCAGCUGUAAUUGUUACCGUGUUGGACGAAAAUGACAACAGUCCCAAAUUUACUCAUAAUCACUUCCAGUUUUUCGUAUCAGAGAACUUACCAAAGUACAGCACAGUGGGGGUGAUCACAGUGACCGAUGCAGAUGCUGGGGAAAAUAAAGCAGUGACCCUUUCCAUCCUGAAUGACAAUGAAAACUUUGUGCUGGAUCCGUACUCUGGAGUUAUAAAGUCCAAUGUUUCUUUUGAUCGAGAACAGCAGAGCUCCUACACCUUUGAUGUUAAGGCAGUGGAUGGAGGGCAACCUCCUCGCUCUUCUACAGCAAAAGUAACCAUAAACGUAAUGGAUGUUAAUGACAACAGCCCCGUUGUCAUCUACCCGCCUUCCAAUACUUCUUUUAAGCUGGUGCCACUCUCAGCAAUUCCAGGAUCGGUGGUAGCCGAAGUGUUUGCUGUGGAUAUAGACACUGGAAUGAAUGCCGAGCUUAAGUACACAAUAGUAAGUGGAAAUAACAAGGGUUUGUUUCGGAUUGAUCCAGUGACAGGUAAUAUCACUCUGGAAGAAAAACCGACUCCUAAUGAUGUGGGGCUUCAUCGCUUAGUUGUCAACAUAAGUGAUUUGGGUUAUCCCAAAUCCCUGCAUACUCUUGUGCUUGUAUUUUUGUAUGUAAAUGAUACUGCUGGAAAUGCCUCUUAUAUUUAUGACUUAAUACGCAGGACUAUGGAAACACCUUUAGACCGGAACAUAGGGGACAGCAGCCAACCCUACCAAAACGAGGACUAUCUCACAAUCAUGAUCGCCAUUGUGGCAGGUGCCAUGGUUGUCAUAGUUGUGAUAUUUGUCACAGUUCUCGUUCGCUGUCGACACGCAUCCAGAUUCAAAGCCGCCCAGAGGAGCAAGCAAGGUGCUGAGUGGAUGUCUCCCAAUCAGGAGAACAAGCAAAACAAGAAAAAGAAAAGGAAGAAAAGGAAAUCUCCAAAGAGUUCUCUUUUGAACUUUGUGACCAUUGAGGAGUCCAAACCUGAUGAUGCAGUUCAUGAACCUAUCAACGGGACAAUAAGCCUUCCAGCAGAGCUGGAGGAGCAGAGUAUAGGAAGAUUUGAUUGGGGCACAGCACCACCAACAACCUUUAAGCCUAACAGUCCUGAUCUUGCCAAGCAUUACAAAUCUGCCUCUCCGCAGUCUGCUUUUCAUCUCAAACCUGACACUCCAGUUUCAGUGAAAAAGCACCAUGUGAUUCAGGAGCUCCCGUUGGACAACACCUUUGUUGGUGGUUGUGACACCCUUUCCAAACGCUCUUCCACUAGUUCAGAUCACUUCAGUGCCUCAGAGUGCAGUUCCCAAGGAGGCUUCAAGACAAAGGGCCCCUUACACACCAGACAGUGUUCCCCAUCCUCUCCCUGAGAGUGUCUAUGUCUGCUUCAUCAACCCUGACUGCCUACAGUAUGCAACAGACUCCACCACAUUUCUUCACAAAGAAGAUUGCUUGCACAGACGAAGGCUCCUCAGACUGCUUGGGACACCUUGCACAGAUGCUUGCCACUGCCUUGAAUUCAGGAUGGACACUAAAAUAGAUCCUGAACAUACUGGUGGAAAUGUGAUCACUCCCCUGCAACUCACAACCUUCCUGUUUGGUAAAGGAACUAUAAGGACAACUUGAACUUCUUGCGAUAUUGCCAAAGAUUCAUUCUGAAGGAAAUACAGUGUUUUCCAUACCACAGACCAGCCAACCCUAAAACAAACCCUUUUGGGUAGAAUGGAGGUUGACAACAGGUAUCAAGUCUUUCUUUUCUGAACAAGCCUGUCAAAAUGCUACUAACCUCUCCACAACUAGUACUGAAGCCUACUGAGAUUUGAGGGCAGAACAUGGAAUAUAAGUUAUGGCUAUCUGUGGACCAAUUAUACGUACAUAUAUAGAUGCACACAUACGUAUCUGUGGGCAUAUAUAGGUAUAUACACUAUAAACAUUCUUCUUCUUUGAGCAAGCUAUUUUCAUAUAGUGAAAUAUAGGAUGCUGAAUUAUAAGAUAGUAACAGUAAAACUUGCCACUGUGACCUUUUAUUUUGUGCAGAGCAACACAAAUAUUAUCAGUAUAAUAUAGCACCAUCAAGAUUAUAGAGUUUGUUAUCUGAAGGAAGAACACAAAGAAAACAUGGUACUCUUCACUUAAUUUUGGCAGGUUCUAAAAUACCACAGUGCUUGUGCAGUGCAAGAAAGUGACAGGGAUAGAACAUAAAUUGUACGGUUACACCUGUUAAUGAACCUAAUGUUAUAUUAAUGAUGCUUUUGCAUCAAAUAUAAGAAAAGAAACUGUACUGUGUGCCAUUUAGUUCAUUUAGAGGAAAAAAAUUGUAUACCAAAAUUACAAGCUCACUGCAGUGAAAAAUUCAAAACUGAAUGCUUUUCACAAUGUAUUUGCAAAAUAAGCAGCAACCUAAUAGAAAGUUAUGUAAGUCUUUAUAGUUUGCCAGCCAAACCUAAGAAAAUGACUUAAUGUUAAGUGAUUGAAGGCUGACUUUUGCAGAAACAAUGCAUAUGGAAAAUAGUGAGAAUACUGUGUCUGCUGCUGGCUUCAUGCUGAAAAUAUCCACACUUGGCAUUUGCUGUGGGUUAUUAUACCUCUUGAAAUGUGUGUGUAUUCGGAUAGUAUUAAGAGAUAAAUAUAUGCCUUUUUAAUGGUGCAUUGCCAUUUGGGAGAAUAUCACAGAAUACUUCACAACAUCUCUAGGAUGACAUAACUCAUUAAAUGAAGCCUGUAGCUCACUGUUUUUCAUGUAAACCUACCAUGAUAAAAUGUAUGAAUAAAUAAACAUUAAAAUGCUGUCUGAAAUAAAUCUGUAUCCUGAUAAUACUCCAGUGCUGAACAGGCACACUUUCUUGCAGGACCUUUUUUUAUUUUUUUUUUUUUUCUCUUUUGUUCUUCAUUAGAACCUUUAUCAAAAUUAAUGUGAUCAUAGAAAAGAUUUAUCAGUUUUUUAUCAGUUUUUUUCAGGCAAGCCUCUUCCUUCUCUCCUUGCUUAAAAGGUUGUACAUCCACCUGUGUUCCCCAGAGUCUAGUAGGAUAUCAGAAACCAUGAGAAAUGCUGCACUUUUUGGAUGAAAUGCUUUAAUUCUUUCCAUCCCUCCAUCCUUUAGUCCCUGGUUAUGACUUCUUCUUGGGAUGUGGUAUAGGUGUUUAUAAUAUUAAUGUACAAGAUAAUAAGUAAAGCAACACAGUGAGAAUAAGCUGAGAAGGAUUAUAUUGGCUAACAUACAUAUUUGUUUGGAAGGUCCUAUUUCAUAUCCUUAAAUCUAUGAAAAGAAACCCAUAGAAAUUUCUGUAAAUAUUGGGAGCAGGCUCGAGUGGCAUUUUUAGUAUUUCUGCAUUUCAAGUUCAUAUAAACCCUAAAAUCAUUACAUUUUUUUUUUCUUUAGGCUAAACAAACUAAUAGAACUAUGAGGCAUGAAAAAGAACCUUUCUGAAUUUUAGUUACUUUUUUUUUUUUCUUUUUUUUUUUUUUCUCCUGAGAUUCACAACUAUAAAAAGGUUUCUGUGUAAGAUACUUACUCAACUAUCCUACACUUAAUCAAGAACUGGGACAAUGGAUUGUUGCUGUACUUACUGUUUUGUUCUUCUGGUUUGGUUUGUGUUUUUUUUUUUUCCCACAUAUAUACAAUCAUGGAGACAUAAACAUAUGCAAUUUUUCUGUUCUGUGCUCUACACAUUCACUUAAAGAUAAAAAUUGUAUUAGUAAAAAUCAAUAAGGAACUCACAUUUCUUCCAAAGGUGACAAAGCUAUAGAUGAAAAACUGGGUUUUUUUGAACACUCUCAAAUCACUUGUGAUUUCACUUUUUUUUUUUUUUUUUUUUUUUGUGAUGGCACUCUGUUUUUCAAAGUCAUUGAUUUUUUUCCUGACACUUUUAAUUAUACUUGUCUAUGGAAGACAAACUGUGAUCCUCAUACCAUCCAGUCAAAACUCUCAGAGCAGAAUUAUAUAUGGUUCCCAGAAGAAAACAACUGAAAAUGUUAAAGCUAGAUGGACAGAUACAUUAAUUAUUACAUUAACUUCAAAUAUUUUUUUUUUCCAUACCAACUCUACUUUGAGAAAUACAGAAUCUAUCAAACGAAGUAUUUGACAGGUAAUGUACAAAAUAUCAUGCCACUUAUCUGUUAGAGAAGAAAAUGCUCUCCUAGCUGAAUCUUACUAAAAGAAACUUCUGUGUCUUCAUACUGGCAAACACAGAUUUCACAAGAUACUUAUGGCUUGCCUAUGCACAAGAUAUUCAUCUGUAUUAAGUAUUAUUUUAAAUCCCUAGUAAGUAUUGUUUUAAGUAUAUUAGUGUACCACUAGCAACAUGUGAACAUUGGGUGUGAAUGUUGCCCAUCCCUUGAACGGAUUGCUUUUUGAAAAUAUAAAUACCAGAGUUCUUCCUUUGAACUUUCCUAAUUGAUACGGAACCCGAGGCUGAAUCAGAGAGAAUAUUUAAUAUUUUCCUAUCAAAAUUAAAUAUAGUAGAUAUAGUAUUGCAAGUUUUUGUGAUAUCUUCCCAAACUCUUACUUACCAUUAAUUGUAAAAGCAUAUCAAAUAAGAGUGUCAUUAAAAUUCAAGAUGUUCUAGACUGCAGAUUUAAAUGUUGUAAUUGUCUUCAUAGUUUUGUAAAAAGGAUGCUGCCGUGUGAAUAAUAUCUUUAUUUUAAAGGUGAACCUUUAGUGUAUAGCUUAAAAGAAGUUAACUGCCUUGUCAUUUAAUAGCAGUGGUGACUGUCAUAGCUUCACUCUUUGAUCUGUUUUUCAUUGUUCAUCUGUUUUUUGUUUAAUUUCAGAUCUAACUGAUUUUGAACAGUGCAAUCAGAUUAGCCUUUAAUAUUAAGGUUCCAUUUCAUAUUCCAUUGAGCAGGUACAAUACAAUCCAACUCAUGCAAGAGUAAGUUAGGGGUAGAGAAGGAAAAAGAACAACCCCAAAGAGCAAAGUAAUAAAGUUUGUAUUGUCUUUUUCUUUAAAAUGUAAAAAUAUAUUAAAUUAAGUUCUUUUUAAGACUUCAAAAGCACAUGUAUAUUCCAGGUACUGGAUUGUUUUUGUUUUUUUUGGUUUUUUUUUGUCCCAGCCUUAUUUUAGGAAAACAAUUUAAAGAUUUAGAGUGCAGCCAGAAGUGUUGAUCGUAGUGUCAAUGUCACAUCAUAGCUUGGUGUUGUAGAAUAUAUUUUUUCUCACCAAAGGAAAAGAAAAUAUGCCAGAGCACUUAAUUUACAAAGGAGAAAAGUGGUAAAGAGACAUUUUCAUCCUGCGUCUAACUGUAAAAGAAUAAUUUUAAUGAAGCAGUAGUUGGUUUCCAUGCAAAAAUCCCUGAACUGCCUUGUAAAUUUUAGAUGAAAAUUUGAAAUUUGUCCAUAAUGUUAACUGAUAAAUGUGAGGUUUAAAAUAGGGUAUAUUAUAUAAGCUCUUCUCACCACCCAGGAACUGGUAAAUCCACAUGAGUAGCCCUAUCAUGACUGUCAGCCUGUAUGUGUUUAUACAGAUUCAAUUUAAAAUACCCUUGUACUAAAAAUCUGCUUGGACAGAUCUUGCAUCUUUCCAUAUACUUGUGGUUCUCCGUUGGUGGUCAAUUCCUUGUAAUUACUCUGGUGGAAGCAGAUCUGAUUAGGAAGGAAAAACAAUGUUGUGUUGAGUAAAACUAAUUCAAUUUAUUUUAAUUAAACUUUUGAUAAAUAGGAGGUAACAGUAAUUACUAGAAGUUUGUUUUUUUGUUUUGUUUUGUUUUUGUAAAUUUAAAGAACCAUGGAUAAAAAUGCCUUUUUUUUCUUUCAAAACAAUUAUUUGUAUGCCUAUGUCAGCUAAAUAUUUUCUUGUACACUGAAAACAGAUUUGUGUUCUUUGUAUUAUAUUUUCUAUGGGAUUACUAACAUGUCUCCAAAUAAGUCUAUAUUCAACUAUACAUUAUUUUCAUCUUGUGUCCAUAAGUUUUAUCUAAAUUACAUGAAUUCUUUUGCAACUGAGACAGAAAAAAAUAGUACUUUCUUUUUUUUUCUCUCUCUCAUCACCUUAUCUCAUUUAUCAUUCUUUAACUAAAUAACUUACAGCUGAUAUGUUGAUCAAGCUUUUUCUUACGGCUUGGGUGGAGGAGAGGCUUUUUGAAGCUGAUCUUAAAUACCUGGCUUGCAGUUCUCAAUAUAUUGAAUUAGGAUGCAUAAUUUAUGGCUGACAUAAUUAGUUGUGAUAUAUGAAAACAAAUAGUUUUAGCAUUAAAUCCUGAUACAACAGGAAGUUAGUAAAUUCUUACAUCACUUAGUUGGUAUGUGAGAGAUGAUAACCUAGAACAAAAUCAGCAAUGUACCAGGAAAUUGUUCAGACAUUUACAGUACAAGCAUUUCUGUGUCCCAAGAGAUCAAAAGAAACGUGUGUGAGUGGUGCAUUUACCUGCUUCUCAUCUUGAGACUUACCAAAAUAGUUGUCAGGGAAAGAUCUGUGUUGAGCCAAUCAGCAAUCCAGUGUUAAGGAAAAUGUAUGAUCUUUGUGCCCUUGGUAACAGUUGUGUUUAGCACAACACUAAAGGUAUUGCUCUAAUCAUUGCUCUAAUUGACACUUUUGUCGACAGUCUCAGAAGAAAGGUCAAGAUGUGGUUAGGCAUGGGACUGAUGUAUGGUCUUACAGUUGUAGCCUCCUUGGCUGAAUUCUGCAAUUUAUUAGCAGCCAUGUGCUUUUUGAAUUCUUCUAAUGUUUUAGAAAAUUCCAUGGGUAAAUACCAUAUGCAUUUAAUAAUUUUCUUUUCUCUCUUCUUUUUUUUUUUUUUUUUUUUAAUACUCUAGGUGACAGAAAAUGAAAGUGAGGUGCUAAGUUAGAGAAAAAAUAUCUACCACCCGAACACUUCAUGAUUUUGCUUACUGUUGACAGGCAGUGUUUUAUACAGUUGAAUAUUAAAACCACCCAGGCCAAGCUACUUUGAGUAUUUGAAGAAAGUACAUAUUAAAACACCUAAGUUUAAAAAUGUCUAUUCCAUGUAUAGUCAUAUUCUAUGAGGUAGGCACUCCUAAAGGGUGAUUCAGAGCCCUAAAUUAGUUGACUAAAGUUAGACAGUGCGAAUACCUCCCACAUUACCAAUAUGUUGCAGGGGCACAGAAAAGAAACAAGGGAGAAAGGGAGGAACAGAGUGAUAAGGAAUAUAAAUGAAGUAAGUCUAUAGUGAACUUUAGAAACUGCUUGUUAGAAAUGAGUAGAAGUUUUUUGACAAAAAGGAGUUUGCUUGGCAUAGCACCUACUCCAAACCAAGCAUCAUCAUCUUCAAAGGUAACUGUAACAAUAGUGUAGGUGUGACACCUUCAGCUGUGAAUAUCCUUACAUAAAUUUAUUAUAUCUUUAUUACAAGUGUUCCUGGAGUCCCGAGUCAAUACUGGAGAACUGAGGUACAUAUAUAAAUAAUUUCUGCUUCAAAGAGCUUACAAGCAAAAAUAGGAUUCAUAGGUGAAUAAUAGGAAGUCAAAGGGGAGAAAGAAGAAUGAAAUUACUUGCCCAAAGUCACCAAGGGUAAUAAUUCUUUCUUACUAUGACGUGGACUCUAAUCUAUAAUCCCCACAAUUUUUGUGUGUGAAAGCAUUUAUAAUACACACAGCUAUUGGGAAUUCAUUUGUUUAAAAAAACUUUGACUUUAUUAAAAGAGCAAGUAUUUAUACUCACAAGUACUGGUACCACAGUCUCAUUUAUGUUCCUAAGUGUUGGGUAGACCUCUUGAAAAGAAAGUCCUUUGACAGUAUUUAUGGCUCUUCUGUUUUUGGUUAGAAAAAUUAACUUGGGUUGUAGGCACCUUUUUAAAGAGAAAUCGAGAAUUCUGCAUUCAUCUGUCUGUAAAUGUAUAAGCUCAUUAGUCACUGUAAAAGUGGAUGGCCAAUCUAAAUUUUUCAUCCUCAAAAUCAAAGGUUACUAAUGGGCAGGCAUCCUACAUGUCAGAGACUUUUGAUUUUUUAAUUUGUAUUUAACAUCCAUUUAGAAGUCUUUUUAUCAUUUAAUGGGAUUACCAAGGAGCUUUCUAGUCAUGCACAGACAUAUAUGCAAACACAUAUUAAAGUAUUGUGUCUAUCCAUUUACUUAUCUACCUAUCUGUUAUCUUAUGUCAUGUAGGAUAAAGACAUUUGGCAUGUAGUCAUCCAUUGAGAUCUAUGUAUCUCUGAAAAAUUUUCUGUUAGAUGCUGUCAUUAUUGUACACCCUAUAAAAUUAUUGUGGUUUGGGGAGAAACGGGAAGCAAAUUCUUCUGUUAAAAUUGACAGCGACAUUUUUUUGCUUGCUGUUCUGUUUGAUGGACUUUCACUUUGCUGGCCCACUAUAAAUUGACUCAGUUGAUAAAGUUUUUAAAAUUCAUACAGUUAGUUUUGUUAAAGCAUAAUAUGUGAGUGAUAGGUUGUAGAUUCAGGGUUUCCCUUUUCUAAGUACUGAUAGUACAGAUCGCCUGAUAUCAGUCUGUAUCUAAUGACCACUUUUACAGAAGUACACUAUAUUGGAGUAGAACAAAAUAUUCUUGACAGUAUUUGGAUUUCCUAAAUUGCAUCAUAUUAUAUAUUUGGGGUUAGAUUUGGCCUGGUCCAGCUGUUGUAGACCUAAUGGUACUGUAUAUAUUAUAUUGUGGAUUAAAUUGAGCAUCCUAUGCCAGUUAUUAUAAGUCUGUUUGAUCUUACUGGACAGAAGGCUUCAGCUGGAGACCUAUUUACUAGCAGAGAAGUGUGAAUUUCAGCUUGUGUUCUCUUAUUUGGUGACAGGCAAGAAAAAUAUUUAGGCAAGUUAUCUUCUACCUGAAAAUAUUGAAAUAAAUUUAUGUGGCCAUUUAUCCUAUUCAAAAAGAAUUUGUGAUCUUUUUGUUGGCUACAGAAAAGGCACAGGUUGCACCUGAUAUUUGAAGGCUAUAGUUUUUUUUAGACAGGCUCAUAAAUUUUGCCUCUCAAUAGAGAGAAAGUGAACUAACACAUGUUGCAGUGUCACAUAUUUAGUAAUAUGAGCUUUAUAGCUACUGAAUAUUGAGGUUUUUAUAGUUCUAGAAAAACUGCUAAAUGUUAAAGCACUAGAAAAUGAUUAAGAUUUACUUAUUAUUGUAACUAUCACUUUAUACUCCUUCCUCUGUCUAACUACCUAUACGUUUUUUAUCAUUUAAAUAGAGUACUGAUACAUAUUGCAUUGAUAGUAUAUCCUUGGAUAUCAGUUGCUGCAAUCACUCACUAUUUUCUUUGUUCCGGAGUAAAAGAUAAGCCCUUUCAUUCCAACACCAUCAAAUUCCUCUUCAGUCUGGAAGACACUGUAAAUAUAUCUAUAGCACUGGGAACGUCAACCCUGCAAACGUCCAAGUCAGGGAAUGCAUUCCCACCAGCAUGCAAAUUUCAUAAUUUGGCAACAGAAGGACAUCUGCCAUAUCCCUCUUCUUCUGAUAAUCUUGGAAAUGAAAUCAGGGCACCUGGACUGGGCAGAAGAUAGUCGUGUUCCAAGAGGGUAAGUUUAGAUACAGCUGGUACUCCUUAAGCUAUUUAUGCUGUGCUUGAUUUUCUGCUCUCUUAUAACAUGUGUACUAAACGUAUUUCUUUGCUCGUUUAUGUACACACUCUUGCUUAGAAGUGUUGACAUUUUUAUAUGCCUGAGUUACAAAGCAGUGUACCUCAAAAAUACAGUCAAAAUGCAGUGAUUUCUUCAAAAGUACUAAAGCAACCUCUUUCCCUUAGUAGCUGAAACCGUGUCGAAAAUAAUUGCAUUUGAAAGAACUUCCUUUAAAACUGAAUCUGUCUUCCUUUCCACCACCAAAGAAAGAUUAUUUAGUAAUGGCAGCCUCUCUUCAAUAAAGUGUAAAGAAGAAAACCACUUGUGAAAUGAAAGUGGGAUCAUAAAAAAAAAAAACAAAGUUGUGGUUUAACACUGGCAGGCAGCACAACACCACACAGCCACUUUCUCACCCCCCACAGUGGGAUGGGGAAGUGAAUUGGAAGGGUUAAAGUGCAAAAACUCAAAAACUCAUUUCCCAUGAGCAGGAAGUUGUUCAGCCAUCUCCAAGAAAGCAGGUCUCUUACUUGAGAAGACAAACAUCAUAGCUCUGAACAUACCUUCUUCCUUCUUCAUCCCACAGCUUUAUAUGCUGAACAUGUUGUCAUAUGGUCUGGAAAUCCCUUUGGUGGGUUGGGGUCAGCCGUCUCAGCUGCGUCCAUUCCCAGUUUCUUGUGCACCUCCAACCUCCUUAUUGGUGGAGUGAUUGGUGGAGUGGUGUGAGAAACAGAAAACACUGUGAUUCUUUGUAAGCACUGCUUAGAAAUAGUUAAAACUUCAACACUUUUUGUUUACAAAUCCCAAAUAUAACACCAUUUAGGCUACUAUGAAGAAAACUAACUCUGUUCCAGACAAAACCAGUACAAAGCUAAACCUCAAGGUACUAUUAAUCUCUUUUAUUUGUUGAACCCUGUGUAAUCUUAUAAAUAAAUGUUGCAUAAUAGUUUCAAAACUGAAUUCUGUUAUAGGAUCCAGUGGUGUAUACUUCAGGAAAGUCUACUAAUGUCUAAGUUAUUAUCCUCACAGAAUGAAAGAGAAAAAAGGAAAUUUUUGUUUCACACCUUUUCUUUCACAUUUUGAAUACAAAAAUUAAAUUUCCAUAUAAAUAUGCAGGUUCUGUUAUAAACUGUGACUACUCAUCUGAGGUUAUAUUUCCUUGGGUCAGCUAAAGACAGAUAUCAAUAAAUAUAGGGUAGCUCAACUUUGUUUUUUGGUAUUUUUUACUGGUAGCAAGUUCAUCUCACUUCUUACGUUUCCAUGUGACCCUAUGUCCAUAUGAAGUCACAUUUCAUUUUUUGAUUAUUAAAGUCCCUAUAAUUUCCUUUUACAUCAUCUAUAAGACUCAUAAGUGGGGUGGCAAGUGUCAUGUAGUUAGAUCAAGAAUAUAGUGUGUUUAGAAGCUGGAAGCACAAACGUGCUUUGUUGUUAUUCACUUUCCUUUACAUGGUUUAUGUUCUGGGACAUUUUACAUUCCUGACUUUCUGGAAAGAUUCCAGGCUCAAAGGAAGUUUUAGGGUCCUCUUCCUUUUUACCUCCUCGUUCAAAUGCUCUUGUGCAUUCGUCAGGAGGAUUACAGCUGUAUGAGUUCAAGAAGCACAGACUGUGGGGGAAGAUGUUCCUUAGCAUCCCUCACCACUCACUGUGGUUUUACAUGUUGCUUAUUGGAACCUGUUGUUUACACUGGCUAACAGUGUAACAUGGGCAGCAGUGUGAGAUGGAUAGCUACUAAACAACAACAUUUGAGAGUUCUGGAAAAAAAGCAUGCUAACUUCUCUUUUUUUUUUUUUUUUUAUUUGAGAGUGGGAGGAAGGAGACUUUUCUUGCAGUUUUAACAGUCAUAUACAAUCAUUUAGUUUAUUGUCAGUGGAAAUAUACAGUACAUCUCGACUAUGCUGUGAAAGCCUUUCAUUGCUUGAGUGUUGAGCUGUCCUGCCUUAUGUAAGCCAAAUGUUUUCGAAAUGGAGACACUUGCGGAAAGCUUAGAAUGUCUCUGGAGGGAUGUAUCAGGGUAGGGGCAUAUUGGUUUUGAGUAAGGAACUUGUAACCAUUUUUCCUAGCCAAAUUAUAUGUUACUAAUCACAGGAGUUCUACAGGGAAAAGCAAGUGAAGGUCCUAUAGAUAACUGCAGAGGAAGAAGAGAAUAUAUCAUCUCCUAGCCUUUUGUUUUCCAAGUCUAGCCUUAGAAAAUUAAAGGACAGGAGAAAAAUAAAUUGUUAAUACUGCUCAUGAAAUUUUAAACAUACAAACAUAUCCUGAAAUAUAGUAGCAGGAGGGUGAUAAACCCACACCCUUUCCACUGUUUUUCAGCAGUGGACAUGUUCAUGCAACAGCACUGAAGCCGAGCUUCUUACUGCAGGUACUUUUCCCAUUUUGGGAGUUCACUGCCCUUGUUUUGUUAGCCUCAGCAUUUUGAAAGUGUUGGCUCACCCGUGGUGCUUGCCAAUAUAUCACUGUCCAUGCUGCCUUUGCUCUUUGUAUUUACUGGUGUCUUAUGCUUCAAGGUUUCUGAUGUCCUUGAGAAACUGUGACCAUUUUUUACAUCUGAAAGAGUGCCAAUUCGUUUAUUAAGACAGAGUCUGUGAGGCCUGGAUAAAUUUAUUCUAUCUAACAUUUAAUAAAACAUUAAAUUAAAAAUGUGGCUUAUGCUGUGACAUACUCAGCAUUACCCUUCCAAGGUUUAUAUUUGACUGUUGCAGGGCCCUACUCUACAGAAGGUAACAUCCUAUCAAUCUAGUUCUGAGGUGACAAGGUCACUGAUUUUUUCCUGUGGUGGUUGUUUAAUAAUUAAUUUUUCAUUGCUGGUGUUUUCAAUGAAUAGAUUGCAACAUUUAAGAACAGUUGAAUAGGUUUAUAGGUUCCUUACAAAUUCCAAUGAUGAUAAUAGUUAAUAAGAGAAUAAUGAAUUUGCACUCGAAGAUCUCAAGAUCAAUUAAGCAAAUUAAAUCUGGCCUAUGCCUAAGCUGUGGCUGCUGUGGUGGUAGGUUUUUUGUUUGGUUGUUUUUGCUUUUUUUUUUUUUUUCACUAUAAAAUGUACCCUGUGUGGAUAAGUCUAUCUGAUGAUUUGUUGAAUUUCUUAGUGUUUCACUUGUCAUAUUAAUUUAAAUCUUUAAUCUGAGGACGUGGCAGGCAUAUGAAGUGGCGCAUUAAAUCAAUAUUAUGUUGCAGACAAUGUCUCUGAAGAGGUUGCCUUUGUGUAGGGGAAUGCAAUAAUAGGAAUAAUAAAAAUAAAUUGCAUUUGAUCUUUCCACAUAUGUUAUUACAAUGUUGUUCACUCAUUUCUAAAAACAUACAGCUCUGCUUGUAAAGACAAUCCCUUGCACAGUGCUUUGUCAAAUACUCAAAAUGCAAAGUACAAAAAUAAAAGAGUCCAGAUGGGGAAGUCUUGUCAGUUACUAUUAGGAUUUGUGAGCAUCAGCCCUAUGAAGAGGGAGUCUGUUGCUUAACAGACGUUUGCUUGGCAUUUAAAAUAGGUGGUGGUUGGUCUCAUUAGAGUUCCUGAUACUCAGAGAUAACCUCAUUAAGAAAGUUAAUAAAGGAAGAAGGUACAUUUGGUUUAUCUGCUUGCUUUAUGCUUUAUCCAGGGCCCAAUUUUCCACUUCUUUUCAAACUUCUUUUCUAUAUAAUCACUUGAACUGGGGUGAUGUUGUAAUUUCACAGCCAUCUCCACAUCUCUUCAUCAUUGCACACACAGUACACUGGAAAGGGAUUCAAAGCACUGUUAUUCAUUCCUGGCUCUGAAACUGUCUUACUGAGUAUCCAUUUACUUCAUUGUCCAUUUCCUACAUCUGUAAAAUACAAAUCAAGCUGAUUACCUCAGUAAGAUGUUUAGAUUAAUAAUGCUGGAUAAGAGCAUAUUAUGUGAGAGGCAAAACAGUGGGAAAGUGGGACAUUCAAUUUUCUAGAACUUUAGGAUCUAACUUAAGACCUUUUUUUACCAGUUCUUUUUUUAAAGUAAGUCUGCUUAGACAGGACCUUGCCAAAAAUCUGUGAUAUAACCUGAAAAGCAAGGAGGAAAAAAAAGACAACAACAGCCAAACAUGCCAACUACAUCUAUUAUUAGCUAGAUUCUAAAGAAACCAACCUUAGGAAAGACUACGUAUCUAAGCAAACCCCUGGUAACCAACUAUUCAUGUAACACAUCAAGACAUCUCUUUAGCUUUCCUUGUUCUUGACAUAAACCAAGGCUACCACCUCUCAAGCUUGCAAGCAAGGAAAAAGUGAGAUAAGAAGUAAUCAUUGCCUGGGUGGCAGUUAACAGUGGCUGCUGGUCCUGUUUAUCUGCUGAACAACUUUUAGAGAGGUCAUAGGCUGGGUAUCCAUAUGUAGUUGGAGAAAAGAAGGCCUUGAGAAAUGCAGCUGUUGUCGUUAUUGCAGAUAAAUAUGCAGCUGGAAAGUUAUGUUGCACUACCAAAGAGUAGAAAUAGGGUGGGAAGAUAUUGUAGUAAAACGUGAGAGAAAAACUUGAUAAAAAGAGGUUAAGGGUUAGUAAACAUCCUUUCCUAUGAAAGAGUUAAUUAUUUAGCUGUGGCUAGUGGGGACAACAUGUAUUUAGAGAAGGUGUUACUUGUCAUUAACUGGUAGUAGCCUGUUUCUAGUUUUAACAAUAGCUGAUUAAUAAUAAUGAGCAAUGGUGAGGUCUAUUCUGAGACAGUAGGUAUUUCACUACUUUAAGUUGAUCAGGUGCUGCAAACUGGAUUUGCCAUGUUGCAACUUGUCAGUGCUGUCUGCCAUUUUUUUCAGUAUUUGCCAUUUUCAAAUUUGGACAUACAAUGGCUGUUUAUCCUUUGGUAAGAGAUCAUUGCUGACCCAUUUCUGCACACAGCAAUUGCCAGUCGAUGGCAGUGGCUUUUUUCUCCCAACAGUAAAUGGUCAACACUGUGAGGCAAUAGGCACUAAGUAGUGAAUGCAAAUUGCAGCUACAGCUUCCUGCCAGCUAUAGGUCCUUAAUUAGUUUCUGCAGUGACCUUGUGAUUCACAGUGAGUGACGAGUAGUGAUACUUCACUAGUGGAGUAUGUAAUGACAUCAGGUAAGAAGUCUGGGGCUGAGGAUACAGGAAAUGUAGUAGCAAAAUGGGAUUAUUGUAGCUAGAAGGGAGUCAGGUAGCUUUUGUUUGUUUGUUUGUUUUUGUUUUUUGUUUGUUUGUUUUUAGUAAGAUUGAAGGUCUAGCAAACAAGCUAGUUAAGAUUUUGAAAUAAGAGGAGAGAAGAAAGGAGGCAGGAAGAGGGAUUGCAGCACAGAAAUCUUAGGCUGAAAUAUUAAGUGGCUCACCCAUUCAUUUGCCUUGUGCAUUCAUUUAGUCUAACAAUUGUCUUGAUAUUACUGUGAAUAAAAUCCACUUAAUAUUUAUGCUCUGAAGACCCAUGCAAUUUCAGUAAAGUCGUUCCUGAAACACAGUGGGAGAUUCAAACUCAGUGUAUGUGUGUGUACAGAACAGACACUAAAGCCCAAGAAAUGCUCUUUUCUGAAGGAUGUAAGGAGCAAUGGUGGGUGACUUGACUAAAAAUAAGCAUUCAGAAUAGACAUGAUAACAAGAUUUCUCCUUCAUGUGCAAUAAGUGUAUAGAAAGAGUAGCAACAGCAAACCCAUCAAGUUGGAAAUAUUUAGGGGAAAAUCAGAUCAUCUAGAAACUAAACUGUCUCCCAGAAACUGUAGGAAAACAAUAUUAAAAGUAGUGUCUUAAUGAUAGGUUUGUAUAGGCAAAUGGGAGAGCAUAGUAAUCUUUUUUUUUAUUAUUCUUUUUUUUUUUUUACUUCAAUUUAGGAAGUUAGCAAUAACACUGUAGUGAUGUAGAAAGGUAUGUGCAAAUGUUUGCAUGAAUUACUGGCCCUUUAAAAUUUAUCCUGAUCCUGCAUAAGGGAGGCAGGCAUUUAUUACAGUAAUCCUUAUUAUUGAAGAGAAUUUUACUUGAUGAGUAAGAUAUCCUUUUGUAUCCCAAAAUAAAUUUUUGAAGAGGGGAUGACUGAGAAGUUGUGUUUUCUUACCUGUUAGAACUAUGAUGAAAAAAAACUCUUAAGAAAUCAGCAAUAACUGAGUUUUAUUUAAAUGGUAUGCUUAGUUGAUUUCCAUUGCCUUGGUAUGUAACUCAUAUGUACAAUUAAAAUCAGCUCAGUUACAGUUUGGUUACCUUUAACUCUCCUUCUCUUGAAGCUAGUUAUUUCAGUGAAUCUGGGAGUGAAUGCUUUGAGGACAUUUGCUUUUAGAAAAACAUCAGGUCUUAGGCAGAAGGAAUGGUUCUUCUAACUCCAUCAAAAUUAUUUCUUCCAUGUUAAUGCUAUUUUCAAAGGACUCUGGAGGUGUUUAAAUGCCUACAUAAUAAAUUUGAUGUGGAUUAUUCAUGCUUCACUUUAAACUUUGGAUCGACACAACACUUUAUUUUUCAAAAAUAAAUUUUCAAAUAAGAAGUAGCAGUUAGUUAGGUUUUCAUUCAGUGACUGGGUUCCUUGUUUUUCAGGCCAUGGCAGGAAGAAUGAGAGUGAUAUUGCCUCAGGGUCCUUUUUUGAGAGUAGACAGUGUCAGAGGGAAAUAAGGGCAACUACAGAAAGCUCCAAAAUCGAAAUGUAGCAACACUUCCACUGAGCAUGUUUCUAUCCCACAUUUCUAGUAGCAGGGCUAUGCACUGAAAUAUCAGACUUUAUUUUCUUACAAAGAAGAAUGUAUACUGUCCGGUGUAAAAGUUAAUGGUCUUGCUAUCCAUAUUAAUAUCUAAACCUCCUUUGAAUCCUGCUAGGCUCUUAUCUUCAUUGAUGUCUUGCAGGAAUAUGAUAAAACAUGUUCCCUGACACCAACUUUCAUUUCUCUCAGGAAUGAGCUACUCAUUAUUAUGAGAAGAUAUUCACCAUGGUCUUCUGGUUCUGACAGACCUGAUCAAAUACCUUCCUACCAAAACUGGCCAGCCUCUUACUCCCUGGGACAGAAAAAAUGUGCUUCUCCCUCUCCACUCUAUUAAUAGUGUUUAAAUACUACUGGAUUGGUCAUGAGAAAUUGAAUUCAUACCUGCUGACAGCUACCAGCUCAGGCUUGAUUCAGUCACCCAUAUAGAUCGUUUAUGGACCAUGGACACAUUCAGGGCAAUGCUUCUUCAAAAAUAAGUAAGAAAGUAUGGUAUGAACUCUGUAUAAAUCCUCAUCAGAUUUAUAACAGGUGGGUUGAAGGAAAAGUAAUUGAGAAAAAAGAUGGGUGUACAGUGCAGGAAUAUGCAGAUUAAUGAAGUAAUCAGGACAGAGGGCCAGAUCCUCAGGGUGUUGUACAUCAUCAUCACUUCACUAAAGUUACUGAAGCUAUGCUGAUUUACAACACCUACAAAAUUGAUACAGCAGCAAAUCCAUAGUGAUAAUGUUGGUGUUUUCACCUGGUAACAGAGCUGCAAACAUCAGUGAUGACAGUUGGUUCAUGGGGCAAGUUUAGAACAGAACAUAGAGAAAAGACACCAUGCAUAUUUUCAGCAUGUGGGGAACUUCUGGAGUUUCCGUGUUCAGUUUCUUUUUACUGUUACAAGCAAUGACAUCUUAUAAUCCUAUUCAAUUUUUUUCUUAGAAAGGAAGUGGUUUGUCUAGGCACAGUGAUAUUUUAAGCACAGCUUUACUCUGAGAAACAGAUUGAAUGGAACUUCUAUCAUACGCUGCCCUCUGUUUUCUUUUAUGACCAGUUUUGCAUCUUUCAUUUGGAGAAAGAAAAUUAUGUAUUAAAAGUGCGGUUCUUAUUUCUAGAUUUUUUUUUUUCUGUUGUGGUUUUGGAUUGUGUGGGCUUUUUUUUUGUUUGUUUGUUUGUUUCCCUUUGACUGGGAUGAAUAUUUAGUUAAUUAGUUAUUGUAUUUUUCCUUAGUGGUAUUGUUAACCCUGUAAAGCUGGAAGAGUUGUGGAAGAAUAAGGUAGAUGGCCUUCUAGUUCAUUCAUAUUUCAAGGUAUUAAUAGUGUUCUCUUUCCAGAGCAUACUUCUGUAAAGACAACAGGACCUAUAUACACUGCCUAUGUAGCUAGAACUAGGAGCAUUGAGGAACACAACACAAAUUAACUACAACUAAUAAAUUGAUUUGGUGCUGCAUUGUACUGCAGCAUGGAGCUGCAUUUAACUUACCAUCUAGUAUUUGUUGAUCUUGGAAUGUCCAGCACACUCCAGUCCGCUCUUCUGUGUCUACUGAGGAAGGAAUUUCGUCUGCCAAAUCUUUAGUGCUGGCAGCAACAUACCAAGCCAGAAGGACAACAGCUUGGCUUACAAGUAGCAUGCUGAGUCUGCAAGGACCAGAUAGAUUGAAAGACUGUAUAUUUGGAAAAUUUGAUAGAGAAUCCUGCGGCAUUCUGAAAAUGCAAAAGUGUUCUAUGCUUUUUAUGAAUGUAAUUUACAGAAUAGGAUUACACUUUAGGUGAGCAUCAGCUUUUUAUGCAGAAAUUCUAUAUAAACUCUAAAUUUUUUUUUUAUUAGUAUUGGAAUGUAACUUCAAAAUAAUUCAAAUUUCUAUGUUGCUGUUUUUAUCUAGAGAUUUUCACUUGCUUCAGACAGUUACUAGAGGAGUGCAUAUAUGACGAUGUUGUGUGUAUGUGUCUGUGUGUGUGAGAUGUGAAAGGAGGAGAGAAAAGAGGACUUUUUUUAAUCUUCCAAAAUGCAUUUUCUUAUAAUUGAUAGAGAAGAUAUCAUGCAUAAGCAUUUGCUGUUCAUUCCUUAAACUCAGUCUGUUUUAUUUGAGUUCAUCAAAGUUUUCCUAUCUUCAGAGAAGAAUGAAAAUGAACAUUUUUUUGGGAAACGUUUCAUGAUAUUUUCAGGUUUUUCUUUAUCUACAUAAUGUUGAAAACCUCUGGGGUCUCCUGUUCUGAUGUUUAUCAAAUUCAGUUAAGGCACCAUCAAAUCUGUGCAAGGCAACUUGUACGGAAAUUUACUGUUAUAAGAGGCUAAUAAAAAUAAUCAGGCUUGUUAUCUUUCCAAAACCUUAUGUUCUUAUUUUCCUGAUCGAAUACAGUAUACUUUGAAUGAGAGCUGCUUAUGGUGUGAUCCUUAUGGUAAACAUGUUAAAAUAUCUUCAUAUUUUUAACCAUAUUAUCUAACUGGUGAGUUUUGGUUUCUCCUCUUUUUUUUUUUUUCAUUUGUUUUGUUUUGUUUUGAGAGAGAGAAAGGGAGGCAAAGUACUUUUGUUGUUGGUUGGUUGGUUGGUUUGGUUUGUUUGUUUUGUGUGGGAUUGGUUUGUUUGUUUUUAAUAACAGGCCGAGGAAUUAAGAUCGUGAGGAAGUUCACAACAUAGCUGCUAAAUCAAGAUUCUGAGAGAGGGCACUGUGUCACAUGCAAGAAUAACAUAAAUUCAGACAAUAUAGUGCACAUGUUCACUGGCUCAGUAUUCCUGAGGGGGGUGCACCAUAGAUAAACUCAUCUAAGUAUUUAGGAAAGUGGCAGCUUGAAGGAACUUCAGAGAAGUAUUGGCUAAUCUUAUAAAGUGCUACUUGCAUUAUCAGGCAGUUGCAUUCAUUACUAGAAAAAAUUGGUUGGGGAAUUAAUUGUACCGUUUCUUAAAGAGCUCACACAUAUGAAAAUACAAUUUGGAUAAUGAAAUCUAGAUUUUGGAAUCUGUUCACUAGCUAUAUUAUUUAACUAAUGGAAAAUAUUCUGUGUUAAAUCAGCAGCAACAGCAACACCCAAGAGUUGUUUUAGGAUAUUGCCCCAAAAUGGGCACUUUUUAGACUUGCACUGUGCAAUUAAAGUGGUUACACCAAGAAAUCACAGAAUGAUUAGGGUUGGAAGAGACUUCUGGAGAUCAUUAGAAAGAAAUUCUUUACAGAGAGAGUGGUCAGGCAUUGGAAUGGCCUGCCCAGGGAGGUAGUGGACUCGCCGUCCCUGGAGGUUUUUAAACUGAGAUUGGACAUGGCACUUAGUGCCAUGAUCUAGUAAACGGACUAGAGUUGGACCAAGGGUUGGACUCGAUGAUCUCUGAGGUCUUUUCCAACCCAGUUGAUUCUGUGAUUCUGUGAUCUAGUCCAGGAAAAGGAGAUUAAAUUGGUAAACUUGACUACUACAUAGAUUUUGGAAUAUACUCAUUAUUAAUAGGCUCAAACUCCCUUUUCAUAGCAUGUUGCAUUAAUGUGUAACUGUCCUGGUCUUCGGGGUGGUGUACAAACUGUCUUCAGUUCUGGUGAGUAUGCAGCAGUGAGAAUCAGUCUGCGAAUGUACUUCUCUCUGUGGUUUAUACUGUGCAAGGCAGCAGCUGAAACAGGUCUACUGUAAUUUGUGUGUGAUACAUAAUUUUUGAUCCUACAGAUACCAACAAUUUAUUUGGAACACCACAGUCCACAUACAUAUGGAAAAUCUUAGAUGUUUGUUCCAGUUGCUUUGUGAUUAUCUCUAUUAAAAAUAUAUAUAUAUAAUUAGCCAGUACGAAACUGGUGCUACAAAUACUACUAAAGUCAUCUGAAAAAAACGGAUGGACAAAUCAAAACCCCUAAAGAAUUACAUUGGGACAAGGUAAAAAAAAAAAAAAAAAAAAAAAAAAGAAAUUCAUUGAUUCCACAACAUAAUAAAAUGUAAUCUUGUAGAUCUCUGAAUUUAAUACCAUGUUUAGUAGGAGAUUUAGAACAAGUUAUAUGAUGGAAUCAUUAUAGAAAAUGGUGAUGUAAGAAGUACUGUAAAGAAAAAUAAAAAUCUGGAAGAGUUCUUAGACUAAAUUUCCAUUAAACCUCCUUAUAAGAGAAUAUUUAUAAUUUAUUUAUCUCUUGUAAUUCACCAUAUUAUGUUUCUUUAACAUGUUAGCAACAAGGCAAUUGAGAAAAGGACUCUUGUUUUGCACUGAUCUGACUUGUAAUUUGGCUAGAUGCAAUAUCUACAAAAAGAUGCUCCUCCCCUCUUCUGGGAGCAGCUGGACAUUGUGUAGGAGGAGAGAGGGAAGAGCAAAGUGAAAAUGAAGAAUGAGACUUGCAUAGCAGGGAAUAGUUGUAGAAGGGGGAGAUGGUAAAGGUUCUUGGGUGUUUUGUUCAUUUUUUUGUUUGUUUGCUAUUUGUUUUCUUCCCUAAGGGACAGUGACUUCUACGAAGAUUUUUGCAAUAUGGCAAGCUAUUGAAAGACAGCAGGUCUGAGAGGAAAAUAUGAGGAAUAGACAAAGCAGGCAGGAGAGAGACUUGUCUAUAAUAAUUUCUUUUAUUUUUUAUUACAUUCUGAGUUUUUUUUCCAUGUUAAUGUGUUUGUUUUACCAAUUUAUUUUUGAAUACAGCUCACUCUAGAGAGAAAAAAAAAAAAGGAAAAAUAAAGCCUUCUGUUACAUUGCUUGUAGAGCUCACCUGAAGGAAAAGGAAUGGGCAGGCUUACUUCCAAACUGUUGCUUACUGAAGUCUAGUCAUAGUAAAAAAAAAAAAAAAGAAAAAAGAAAAAAAAGCUUGUUAGAGAUGCUAGGCAAAAAAUUCCAGAUGGGAAAGCCUCAGGAACUUUUAGCCUGAUUAUAAACAGUAUGGUUAACUGACUCUGACAGUUAGUUAUCAAGACACCAGCCACCACAUCUGGUGGCUUUCUUUCUUCCUCACCAUCAAAUGGGUUUGUCCUAGACGUAGGUGGAGAAUGGGGCCAGACCUUUUGCCAGUUCCAGUGUUUUGGGAGAUUGUGUACUUCCCCCAGAGAACUGACCACUGAAGCAACCAGCCACGUCUGACAACCACAGUAACAAGAAUAACUUGGAAGGUGUUUUCAGAAUCUGGCAUUCAGGUAUUUUGACAGCAUACAUUUAAGAGUUUUUAAAUAACUUAUAUAUGUAAUGCACUUUAGGAAUGGUGACUGUGUAGCCACUCAGUAAGGAAAUAUUUAGGGUAAUGACAGCUACAGGUGAGUUACUGGGUCCAAAAGUGCUUUGGAAGAAACCUUAACGUAUUGCAGUGUAUAGGUAAAUUAAUAUUAUAAGAUAUAACUGUAGAUUCAGCAUACAUGUGGAUCUCUUUCUCUCUUUCCAUAAAUGCUGGAUUUAGGGAAGUUUUCUCAGAGUUAUUCUCUCACUGGAACUGACCUUUUUAAGGUUGAAACGAAACAGAAAAUACCAAAGCCUUUCUACCUCCCUAUGAACUCCAGUCAGUUCAUAAGGGCAGGUUGUUCUUUGAGAGGUAUUUGAAGUAGCAGGUUUAUUUAGCUUAGGUAUUUGCAUGAUUUUUAGACCCCUGAAUUAAGAGAGGAUUUUAUGAAUUUUAUUGCAAAAGUAAUUAUAUCUUCAUUUAGAUACAGACUGGCAAUUAAUGGGAAUGAAAAUGCAGGAUGAUUCUAUAUAAUUUGCAGCUAGGCAAUUCAAGGAGUUGUGUAGGGGGUGAUAAAAUGUUCUUCAGUUUUUGUAUAUUAAGUCCAGAAUGGGACCUAAAGCCUUUUCCAGCCAUCUACAAAUAGCAAUUUUCAUUUGCUAUGAUUAGGACUGAGUCUGAUAUAAGGUCAACAGCCGAUUCACUAAGUCGCUUGACCUCCUUUCAGUGUCUUAUUUCAAUACUGAACCCUGCCCUUUUUAUCUUUUGUAUCAUCAGCUGAGUUCAUUUUGUGGUUUUGUUUAGUCAACAGUACACAUUUUUAUAAAUGUAUGUCUAUAAAUACAUGUCUAUUUACAAACAUUAAAUUAAUUCUCUUGUGGCAUAAUACCUUGUAUAUUAACUGACAUUUUGCUUCUAGAAGGUAAAAGUAAUGCUUUCUGUGUCAAGCUCAGGUCACACAGAUGUCUCUUAUGGUGUCCAUGUAUCAAUGUUAAAUUGCUUGGUAUAUACAAGAGAUCCAGAACUUUUAUUGAAAUCUCUGUGCAACCUCAACUCUAAAAUGGAAUUCUGAGAAACUUGAAAUUUAUGUUUUAUACAGAAUUUGUCAAAUUGGCUUUCUACUUGAAUUCCAAACUGGAUAGGUAAUACACAAUUCUUUUUGUUUGUUUGUAUUUCUUUUUAUUUUAUUUCUUCUUUUUUCUUUCCCCCUGCUAUUUAAAUUUUUAAAUAAUUUGGGAAGAUUGGAAUGAUAUUUUUAAAAUGUUGACAGCAUCUGGGCAGUCUAGCGUUACAUUGUUUUAUGAUACUUUACCAGUCAGCCUAGAUUUCAUACUUUUAUUUUUUAUUUUUAUUUUAUUUUUAUUUUUAUUUUUAUUUUUAAUCUUAUUUUUAUUUUUUAUUUUUAUUUUUAUUUUUAUUUUUAUUUUUAUUUUUAUUUUUAUUUUUAUUUUUAUUUUUAUUUUUAUUUUUAUUUUUAUUUUUAUUUAUUUUUUCUCACUGUCAUAAUGUUUUUGACCACAGCUACAUGUGAAUAAGUGUUGCAGGCUUUAUUAUUCCAGUUUACUUUUGUUAUAGUUUGUGAUGCUCAGAAAUCUCACAUUGUGCAUCUAUGGAUUUUAUUUUGGAUAUUCAAAGUCUUGACUGUCUGGGCAAUUUUUUGCUCUGUAAUAUUUGUCUUACUGAAGUCAGUAGGGCUCCUUGUGUUAUAGUGAUGGUUGUAUUCUUGUUCUUUUUUAUUACAUAUAUCUAUUAUAGUAUUAAUUGGUAUAAUUUAAGUUAUUGAACCUGGUAAUUCUUUGGAUAAGUUCACAACAAGGGCACAUUGGCUGAAUGAAAAGUUGUAUAACUUUAAAAUAGUCAAUAAACCAUUUAAUGUAUCAACACCAUAUACUAUUAGGCAGCAGUGCAGUAAUACUGAUCAUACAGCAAUCUUUAGAGUUUAGUCUGGAAGAAGAAUAAGGUAUUAUUAUUCUUUUUUAUUUUCGUUGUUAAUUAAAAAAUAUAUAGAUGAGAGUAAUGGAAGAGACGAGCAAGUUUCUUCAAAUUAUUCUUUCUGAAUAAAUUACCUUUGAAUAGGUCCUAGCUUAAAAACCAACAAAUAUAGACAAUUAAAACAGUCUAAUUAAAGAGAUUGCUUCAGCUUCUUAAAACACAAUUUGUUUAGGAAAUUAAAAACCUAUUAUAAUAUUCUGAGUGCUAUCAGUAGAAUUAAGCGAGGUUUUUAUUUUCAGUAAAUGACAAGCUGUGUAGCAGACUGUGCCACACCCUGCAGUUUCUCUCCCCCUCCGUUUUAAGAUUAAGAGCCUCAAGUAUCAUUAACAAUCAAGGCAGGCUUUCCUACAGGAACAGUAUCAUUACAAAUAAGUAGCUUAAUACUCUGUGCACGUUAAUGCACAGAACAAAUCCUAGCACCGAUUUGCUAGCACUGAAACCCAUUAGAACACUGGCCCCAAAAGGAGCAAAUAAUUGAAAAUGCACUAAUUAUCAGUCAGGCUCUUCGGAAAGGUUUUGGGUCAACGCCAGACAUUAUUGAGAUUUUCAGUAAGUUUGGACUGAGUUUUUUGUUUGGUUCUCUGAAAGAAACUUUUAGAUACAGAAUUUGUUUUAUGCAUCCGUAACUUGAGACUUUAUGGAUUCAUGCAAGUUUUUGUGAUAAAAGAAAGUCCAUAUUUAGUGAAUACCAGUAUACUGCUAGAAUAGGAUGUCCUAGUACACUGUUUCACCUCUGAAACCUAUAUUCAGCCUGUGCUUGGGUCUUGAACCUGGGCCAGGUCUUGUCCUUUGUCAGGAAGCUGAAAAGCAGUCAGCAUAAAAUAAUGAAUGAGUAAAUGUUUACACCAAUGUCACGGCCGGUGCACUGUGGACUCUCUGUGCGGGGGGAGCUUGUCUGUGAAAAAUGGACAAUGUGUGAAUUUAUGGCUCUGUCAGGUCAUUUUCAUGGCUAAGGGAAUGGGUAUAGUGGUUAUCGACCAGCAGAGAAUUUAUAUCUAGGAUUGACUGUCGUUGUUCAGUACAAUGGAUUGUUUCUCACACAUCUCAUAAAUAAUGUCCAGCUUUUCAUUCAAACUGAUGAGUAUACCAAAAAGUUGUAUUUUCUGCUUUUCCUCUGUGUGUUGUUGAAACAGUGAUGACAUCUUGCCACUUUCUUCUGCUGCGUUUAUGUCUAUGAGGCCUGAGAGAGAAAAGAUAAACAGCUAUAGAAGCGCCUACUUGUUUAUUUAUUUAAUCAGUCAAAAGCCAUCUGUUACAGGAUGUGUACUGAUACUGCCUUUCAUCCCCAGCUGAGUCAGUGGUGGGAGUGGGUUCACCACACUUCGGCAUCUCAGGAUGAAAAUGUUCCAGGAAGGUGGUAGAUACUGAAGUUUCUGCUAAGUGGGAUGUUCAUUUGCUUCGGUGAAACUUAAUUAGUUUUUACAGUGCUUCGUAGCCUGGCAGGGUCUUUAAGGCACAUAUUCCUUCAACUAAGCAGAGAAAUGUCAUCCUGUAGCUCUUUAGUUAUAUAUGACCUGAUAAAAGCUCAUGGUUAGCUAAGAUUGUACUACCUAACUCAAAGAAUCCAUCAUUUACCCUCUCGGUGAGAGGACCACAGUCCUUCCCUCCUGUUCCUUUCAGCUGCACUCAUGAGACAAGGUGAGAGUGGGAGGAGAAAAGGGAUGCUUCAAAUAGUCAUGGAAAUUUGCUGUAGGUUUUUCCAGACUACAUUCUUCAUUUGUGAGUGGCUUCCACACAGGCAGUGGAAGAAAAUGCUGACUACAAAACUUGUGGUUUUCAGGGAUUAUCUGGGAAAUCAGAUGUCACUGUUAUGUGUCUAGACCUUCUUCUGAUGUGAUGGUCCCUCUGUCCUCUUCCAAGCCAAUGUAGUAUUCACUCUGUUUCUACAGUAACUGGGUCAGACCCCAGAUCUGCCUGUCCGCUUAAUGCUUGUCUAGCAACUGUAUACUGUGGUGGGUCACCUCUGUGGUGAUACUGCGGCUUAAGCAGAUGUUCCCAAUAAGCCUGAAGUGAGUCAACUUUGCUUUCUUAAGAAUGUAGACAUGGACAGCACGUGGGAGCUAUUUGCUGAAGUGUUUACUCAGCAUCUGCUGGAUGGGGCAAUCCUUAAUGGACUGAUAUAAUGGAUACACUAUUAUGUAAAAAUGUGAGUGGUAGCAACUGUGGUAUAGUUUACACCACAGUGGUAAUAUGUCUUCUGGGGAUUUGAACCUCAACAUGCAUGAGAGCUGUGCCCGUUUUAUUUUUUGUGUUUUUUGUUUUUUUAUUUGUGGUGGGGUUUUGUUUUGGUUUGGUUUGGGUUUUUUUGUUUGGUUUCAUUUUGGUUUGUUGUUGUUGUUGCUGUUUUGUUAUAUUUUGUUUUUUUUACUUCCACUUCAUUCUCCCUCAGAACAAAGAUGUGCCCGUUCUUAUGAUGUAAAGCUGUAGCCUAUUGUAUUCCUCUCAGGAAGAAAAUUUCUUUUUACUAAUUUCUGAUGUUUUACAUGUACUGUUGCAGCAAUCAAAGUACAAACUGCAUGGGUUUAUGUUAGAAGGCACUCCUCUUCGUGAUAAAAACAAGUUUGAUUUAAAAAGGACUGAUGUGGAUAGUUUUUCUCCGAGUACUUUAUUUUAAUUCAGUUUAGUAUUCUUAGGUGUGUUUUAACUGCUGUAUAUUAAUUUGGACUUCUUUCCUACAUCUUUGUGAAGGUAGUUUGUGGUUGCAGUUGCAAUAAAUCACCAAUGAACACUAAAUUGUUUCGCCUGGAUUUUAAUCUCUUAAUUUUGGGGUUAGAGAAUAUUUGGAUUUGCUUUGGUUUGAAUUAUUUCUUUCUGUUGUUUGAAGAAAACACAAUUAAUGCUGAAGCAAGAUCAUUUUGCUUAAAAAAGGGAGAACAGUGCAUUCAAUGUGUGUAUUUUUAUUCUCAGAGUCUCAGAAGUGAAUUCAUUGAAAGCAAAACUAAGCUAGCGAUUCAGUGAUAAAGCACCAUGCUGCCACAUGGAAGAUUUAAGUUCAAAUUUACAGGUUUUUCAUAGUGCUUUCGAGUAUCUGUUUUAAGCAGACAUACUAUAAUUUCUUAACCAUUUUCCUCUUUUCAUACACUGAAUUCCUGUAACUGAAAAUGGGUGCAGAACCUGUAUUCAAAGGACAAAAACUAUUCAAGAGAUCCUGCACUAAGCAUCUGCUGUCCCAUGGCAAGGGAUCAUCCCAAUAGAAAUACUGCAGAAGCGCAGGGUGAAACUGUUUCUGAAUGCAGGUCCGGUGUUAGCUGUGUGAGACAUUUUUAUGUUUGGAUUUGGGGUUUGUUUUUAUAGUAUUUGCACUCAAAAAGAGAACCUAACUGCAGCUGAACCAUAAUACUUCAGCAGGCUUUGCUUGCUAUAGCCUGUUAGACAUGGUUCCCUUAGGAACUGCAGACUCCCCUCAGAUGCCUCUGAACAGACAAGAUUUCUUUUUCUUGGCCUGUGGAUUUGAUCCCAAUCGACAGGGAUCCCAGAGCGCAACUGAUACUCUCGCCUUUGAUCCGUCUGGAAGCAAACCCUGCUGCUAUGCAGCUGGUGGGCUUAGGCAAUGUCUACACAUAGAAAGGUUCAAAUAAAACUCAUCGUUGACCUUGUUUGCCUGUUUCAUCAUGGUUUUCUUUUUUUUUUUUUUUCUUUCCUUUUUUUUUUUUUUAAUCCAUUAUGAAACUGAGAUCGAAUGCACACUAAUGCUGAAAACAAGAGGCCUAUCAUGGACAACCAAGGGGAUGUGUGUCCAGUGGAGUUAAAUAUGUCUCAAGCUCCCAUAUAGUUAGGUGACAAAGAGGUCUUGACAUCCUUUAUGAGCCUUAUCCCUUAUGAAUUUGUUAUAUUUUAUUCCCAGUAUAGUACUUCCUUGCUGUAUCAGCAAUGCCAAUGUAAGUUUUGUGUUUAAUCCCCUGGAUUUUAUCCACAUGUCUAAAAUGCAUCCCAUAAGCUUUCGGAGAGCUUACAUCCAGUAUUUGGAAUAAGCAAGUAGGAUUUAUUGAAUAGUGCUUCAUUUGUAAGAAUGUCCAUGCUUGGUUCUGUGGCCAAAAUUGUGUUGAUAGCAUACAAAUUUCUGAAGAGAAGAAAGAUUAUGUGUUCGUGAUUCAUAAAGAACAAGUAUUCUUCUUUCUCAUUAAUUUACUUGUGGGUUGUUUGUUUGUUUGUUUUUUCCCAAUAUAACAAGUUGUGUAUUUAGAGGAGGCUGUAAAUAUGCGUAUUUUUAAUGGUAUAAUAGAUCAGGCUUCGUGCAACUCAAAAAACCAAUAUGCUUAUAAAGCACUGGACUGAGAUCUAGUGUUCAGUCUCUAAAUUCUUCAAGGAUUUUAAAUAAUUCUUGGUAACUCACUUAUCUCUGUAAUUAAUUUAACAUCUGCAAAGUAAAAGAGAUUCUUACUUUUUUCUCUUCCUUAUAUAUUUCACUAUUAGGAUUUAUGAGAAAAAGAUUUUUUUAAGACUGUUUCUAUUGAACAAAUUGAACUAGCUGUAUCUUAUCUGGGUUUUUCAGAUAAUCCUCUAAUUUAGUCAAAUGAGAAUAUUAAAAAAAAAAAAAGAAUUAGUCUUUUUUUACCAUUGUGAAACACAAAAGAGAAAUAUAGUCUUUUUAAGCAUAAUACAAGUAGGAAUCAUUCUUAUGUUUGUAGAUUUUUUUAAACUAGAACUUUAUUCUUGCAUUGGAAUGAAGGCAAAUGUUAUUUUUUUUUUUCCUUUUCUAAAAUCAAAAAUGCUUUUCCAUUUGUAUCGCAUUAAAUAGCUUGUUUUUUACAUAUAAAAGGAUAGUGCUUGCUAAGAUUAAUGUGUACUUGCAUUAUAUAGACCAACAUACACAUUUUAAUGCCUUGCAUUCAAAUUCUAGCUUAGACUAUUUUUAUGACUUUCCUUACUAUGAAUUUCAUGUGUCGUUUCAUCCGGUGAGUGAUUCAGUCUCUAAAGUCUGAUAAAGAAAAUAAACAUCUAACAGCACAGUCACCAAUGUUGUUGUACCUUUCAGAAAGCAGUAUUACCCUUAAAUCUCAAGUUUGUCUUCACAGGAUUUGAUAUAAAACAGUACAUUAUAUUCAGUCUCAGUGCAUGAUGUUACUAAAAUUAAUAUUUAGGCAGCUUAGUAAGGUGUAAGAGUUCUAGUAUGUUAUCUCAAAACCCAGCAAGUCCAUCCCUGAAGAGUCAAAUAUUGAGGUAAGAUCUGGCAAUAACUAAUGAUCUCUAAAAUGAAGGUUCUGCCACAGCUAUGUAACAUGGACAUGUCCAGGGUUUGACAGCAUCUGGGAAGACAAAAAUAUAUUUUCUUCACCUAUUAAGAUACAGAAAAUACUUCAGCUUCCAGCAUAGCCUGCAAAUAAACAUUUUAUUUCUAACUUGCAUUUUAAUUUGCCUUUGAAUAUGUAGUGUGUCUGAACAAAAGCAUUUUCAGUGACUUUAACUAUUUGAGUUACCCCAAAGCAAGAUUUAGAUUAUUAUAUAACUUCUGGAUAUUAGUCUGAAAGCCAACUAAAAAUGCCAGAGCUAAAGUUUCUGGGAUCUUUCAUCCUAAUUGGCAAUAGCAUACGUGUAUGUUUCAAUUUCUAAAUCUUGAUGCAUGCAAAACUAGAAUUUGAUAAUCUUGUAUGACAAACACCUAUUCUUGUAUGCUCAAUGAUCAACAUUAUUACCACUGUCUGCAAUAGUAAUGACUAAUGCUACUAUUAUUUUAAAAUAAACACUAUACAAUAGAACAGUUCAGUUGGAAGAGACCCAUGAUGAUAAUCUCUUCCAACUGCCUGUUGGAUUUAGCUCCUUGAUAUAACUCAAACCGAUGCUGGGUAAAUACUUAAAAUAGGCAAAAUAUUUAUUAAAAAGGUAAAUAUUCUUCAAAUUAUAGAGAUCGUAUACAUAUGGCUAGUAUUUUCAAGUCAUUAAUUUCAUACUACCUCAAAAUUUGGAUCAUCUCCAGUAGCUACCUGUUGGCAAGACCAACAACAAGUACAAACAACUUCCAGCUAAUUGGAAAAGGAAAAGAAAUCCAACAGCAAACUGUUUACCUUGCACAGAUCACUCAGCUAAAGGCAGCGUAAUGCUUUUUGGUACAUGCUGAUAUACAGAUCUCCUCAAGUUAGACAAGGGUUUGAAAAACUAGAGCUCAAUGUUUUAUUUUGAAUUUUUGGUGAGUUUUAAUUGUGUAGUUGCCAUCUUCUCAAAAUUCCUAUUGUUUGCUAUAGACCAAUUUUUAGCUUACAUCAGAGCAACUCUCUCAAUUUGAACGCAUGUUGCAGCCUUCCAAAUCAUUGUUCCUUUUUUUUUUAAAUAUUUUAUUUUUAGGUCUUUGUUAUCAUGCACACGUUGGAAGUUGUUACUUUCACCUGUAAGAAUAUCUGUGAUUCUUUGCUCUACAGUACACAGAUGGACGGCUUAAUUUGAAAGACUAACGGCGGUGUUUUAGAAGGUUUUCUGCUUACAUUGAUUAGGCAGUAUUCAGACAAUUCCUUCUGCUAGCGCUUCUGUGGGAUGCUGACUUCUUAAACCAUUAAAGCUGUUACUAAAGUGGUUGUGAUUAUUCCUUUGCAGUGCAAAAAAAAAACCUUAAAAUAUACGAAAACAAAUAAUCACAUGAGUAUUUUCUAAGGGAUUGAUUCUAUUUAUAAAGAUGAUUUUAAUCAGACUGCAGCACUGGCCAGAGAAGAACCUGAUGAAAUUCAACAAGGGCAAGUGUAGGGUCCUGCACCUGGGGAGGAAUAACCCCAGGUACCAGUAUAUGUUAGGGGUGGACCUGCUGGAAAGCAACAUUGUGGAGAAGCACCUGGGAGUUCUGGUUGACAACAGGUUGAUCAUGAGUCAACAAUAUGCCCUUGUGGCCCAGAAGGCCAAUGGUAUCCUUGGGUGCAUUAAGAAAAGUGUGACCAGCAGGUCGAGGGAGGUUAUACUCCCCCUCUGCUCUGCCCUGGUGAGGCUGCAUCUGGAGUACUGCAUCCAGUUCUGGGCUCUCCAGUUUAAGAAGGAUAAGGAAUUACUGUAGGGAGUCCAGCAGCAGGCUACAAACAUGAUUAGGGGUCUGGAGCAUCUUUCUUAUGCAGAGAGACUGAGAGAGCUGGGUCUGUUCAGCCUGGAGAAUGCUGAAAGGGGACCUUAUUUGUGCUUAUAAGUAUCUCGAGAGGGGGUGUCAAGAGGAUGGGACCAGACCUUUUUCGGUAGUGCCCAAUGAUAGGAUGAGGGGCAACAGGCACAGACUGAAGCACAGGAGGUUCCAUCUGAAUAUGAGGAGAAACUUUUAGGGUCCCAGAGCACUGGAACAGGCUGCCCAGAGAGGUUGUGGAGUCUCCUUCUCUGGAGACAUUUGAAACCUGCCUGGACACAUUCCUAUGCAAUCUGCUCUAGGUGAACCUGCCUGAACAGGUGGCUUGGACUAGAUGAUAUCCAGAGGUCCCUUCCAACCCUAACCAUUCUGUGAUUCAGUAAUUCUGUAAUUUCCUUUGUACUGAUUUUAGAUUUUAGAUAUUUUUUUUUUUAAUAUAACUGUUUGCGGGUAGUUGAUUUUAGGUUCUACUUCACUGAUAUACAUUUUAAAAAGUAAUCACUAAAGUUUUGAAGUUGGAUGAUCUUUGAAUAAUUGUUAGUAAAAUGUACUUGUUGUUUUCCUGUUUCUUCUGGAAAAGACAAAAUGAAAAGCUAGCUUUAGAAUCUGCAAAGUCACUGUGAUCUUACUUUUUAUGGUGGGUAAAAACAGAAGGAAUACUUUAACAACUUUUCUUGUUCUAUUUGAGUAAACAUUUUGGAAUGGAAUAAGAUUUAAGGAGCUGCUUAGAAAACAAAUAUCAAUGUAAUCAACAGAUUUUUCAGCAAACUGCUUACUUGCAGAUCCUUUCAUGACCAUACACUGAAACAGUAUGGAUAGUCAGUGUCUAGCCUGACUAGCAUCUUCCUGGGGUAAAUCACCUAAGAAUUUUUCGGCUGUUAUUCUUAGUGAUAUUUAUGGAAUUUUUUGUUGUGCAGGUAGAGAAAUAGCACGCCUUUGUUCCUUUAAAGGAAGCUGAAGGCAAUCACGCUGAGUCAGAUGUGGGUAGGACAAUUGUAUAUGAGUCCAAUAUCACCUGUACACAAAAGAGUCCUUUUAACUGUAAAGUUUUCUUUCUUACAGUAACUUCUAUGCGUUUAAGUACUGAGUGUAUUAUCUCUGGCAGUGUUUGAGAUAGCAUAACAUCGUGUCACAAGCAAGUGGGGAAAUUUUGAAAUAUGCCUCCAAGUCAUGGUCCACCAAGUGCAUAAGUUAGUAUCUGUCCACAGAACAACCAACUGGAGAAUGGAGUUGUGGGCAUGGAGUAGAGAAGUGUUGGUACAGAGUGAGAAGCUAUACAAGCACAGAAGUUACAGUCCUUGUUCCCUAGGCAAGAUGGGAAGUGACAUUGCUUUAUAACUGUACAGUUGCACUUUUUGUUUUGUGUUAUAUUUCAAUCUGUUUUGAGAAUUAAUUAGACAAAUAUUUCAGUGAUGCAAUUUUUGCAGCAUCAGUAAUCUCCUACACAUGACCAAUCUUAAAAUAGCUAUUACACUGGUCUGAUGGACAGGAACAUGAUAGGAAAACAUAGAUUAGCUUGGAAUUUGCAAUUAAAUAGUACAACAGUUAACUUUAAGGCCAGUGACAUUAACCCAGUGCUGUAUUAGGAAUGACUUCAAAGAAUAUGUGAUAUCUUAUUUCAAAUUGUUUCCUCAGUGUCUUCUUCUCUAUGUUUGUGAAUGUUGAGUAAAUUCUGAACCCCUAGAGAGUUUGCCAUUAUUCAUUCUCGUGGAAAUUACUUUGUUUACUGACAUACUUUAUUCUUGUUCACCAGUUACUGUAUAAAUGAUGGAUUUCAGAAAGUUUUUGAAAAAAGAAAAAUUAAAAUUGUUCUUUGGAGGGUUAGUUAAUGCUUCUGUCCCUGUGUCUUCUCUACCAUGCAUAGUCUGAGAUUUAUUUUUUAAAUACAGCACUUGAAAGUGUUGCUAUGGGGCUCAUACCAUGCUGUGUUUUCCUCCUCUCUUCAUGGAAAGUCCUAGUUAGGCCUCAGGCUUGUCUCACACGUGCACCAAAUUAUCAUUCAGAUCAAGAACACAGUGCAUUGUUAUUGCUCAGAGUGUUAGCUUACAUUUUAGCGUCCUUCAGUUGGAGUUACUUUAAUUCCUACUAACUCAGUGGGCAUUUUUUGUAGACUCAUAGAUAUUAGGAUUUGUAAAGGUCUAUUGGAUUGUGCAGCAUCAGCUUCUACUAUAAGAGGAAUUUUCUAGGCUGAUUUGAAAUAGUGAGAUCUCAAAUAGAACGUCUUUUGCCUUUCACCUUUUUAGACUGUGAGGUUUUUUGUGUGUGUGUGAAAAAUGUUUUUUUAAGCCUUGUUUCUUUGUUUUCCUUGAUUCUUAUAUUUAGCCUUCAAACAGUUUUUGUUAGGUGUCUUAAAUUCUUAUUGGAGUUGUAUUCUCUCACCUUAAAGGUUGAUAUUGCUAAGCAAUGUAUUAACAAGAGCUGAAAACAUUAUUAGAUACUGGAACAUUUGGAACAGGAAUGAGAUACAAUUUCCCUGUCUUCAGAGGAACUUACAGUUAUUAUUGCCAGCUGAAGUAGUAUACAUGUGUAUUCUAGUACAUAGAAAAGCUUUAUUUAAAAAAUGUGUGCUUUCACAAUAUGUUAAGUAGUGUGUAAAACCAUCAGCUAUUAGUUGAUAUUUUACAGUUGUCAUAUAUUUUGAAUUUUCUAGUCCUGAUGAAAUGAAAUAAUUGAUGAGGCAAUUUGUGGUACAGCACAAAUAUAUAACAUUCAUCAGAUAAAUAUGGCUGCUGAGGAAUUAUCUCAUAUUUAGUAGCAUUAACUUUUCUGCCCUUUAUAUAAUGGCAUAAAAUGCUUCUGGAAUGAAAACAGGUCUUUCCUUGAAAUAUAUUCUCCAUUAAUAUUGCUUGUAAUUUCUGCUAUGUAUCACCAAUUAUACCUUGGCACUUUGCCUAUCAUAGUGGAUAUGCUGUUACAAUUGCAAAACCAUUUCAUCUAGAGGACCUGGUGGCCUGGAACAGUGCAUUACAUUUACAGAAGAGAGAGAGAAUUUGGGGAGAAAUGCAAUUUUCCACAAACUCUUGCUAAUGGAGGCUGGAUGCCUACCAGAAAUGAUGCUAAGGAGAUCUGAGGUAUGAGAGAGACAGAGAGACCUUCUGCUCAGUUGCCAUUCAAGCUACAACCUGCUAUGACAGUUGUCAACAUUGCCCUUUCUGAUUUCUCCCAGUUGUAUUCCAUUUAUUAUAAGCACUUCAAAGAGACACCUGCUGAGGAAUCCAGAGGAGAAUCACUGCAGGAGUCCGGCUAACAGAUUUAGUAAAAAGCAUCGUUGCCCCCUGCUAUGAGCAAUAAUUUAAUGAGCACUUCACAACAACAAUAUCAAAAUAGGCAUGCCCCUUGCUUUCAGUGGAGGAAACAGGUAAGAAGAGUGGGCUUCCAAAAUGCAUCUUGUGCUUUUGCGGCUGGGAUCUGGGCCUCCCUUUUUUUGCCUCAAUACAGUGAGCAGAGAACAGAAGUAAGUUUAAAUCUUGACCUGUUAUCCAGGAUACAUGAUGUCUGAAAGUGGACAAGCACUCUAUGGUUUUCUUACUAGCUUCUAAAAGAUUUUUUUUUUCCUUUUGGAAAAUGAAAGAGAUGUGAGAAUGGCUGUCUAAGCACUUUUGUGUAAUUUUGAAGGGAAGAUGCACAUUACUAAAGCAAUAGGCAAAGGGAAAUAUAUAAAUCUCGGAAGUGUUUUGUAGAAUGUCAGGUAAAAAUUAGUGGAGUAAAUCAAUACAAGGCCUGCAGAGUGUAGGAGAGAUCUUUAUUUGAAGUUAGUAACUCUACUUAUGGGAUGUCUGAGUGGCUUAUUCUGACUGGUUCAGAAGGAGGAUCCUUGUACUCUCCACCAAUAAAACCCCUUGCAAUGUUAUUCUGAUAGAGUGGAAAAAAUAAAAAUAUAUAUAUAGCCAAUGAAUAACAAAAGACCCUUUGCAAAAAAGCUAUUGUCUUGAGAGGGGCUGAGCAUGACUGUCUGUGGUACUUGUUUGGGGGAACAAUGUUGACUCCUAAUUUAAAAAGACACUUCUGAAAAGUACAUUUUAAUCUCAGUUAGUGGUAUCAUCUCCAAACUAAAGUAAAACAAAUAAAAGUAUACUAAAACAAAUGCACAAAAUGUGUAUGAGCACAGCAAAAUAAUCCACUGGAGUACCGAGAAAAUAACAUUAUCCAAUGAAGGGCUACAUAGUUUCGCAAAGACAAGGUAUUUGAAUGCAGGAAUAGUUAUUUAUUUGCACAUCUAAUUAACUGUCUAAAAUAUAGACACGUUAAUACCUGGCACACAUUUUACAGGCACAGACCUAAUUAUUUAACUUUUGAGAUACAAAAUUGUCUUCUUAUUAAUGUCUUAUAUACUUGUUAUAGAUCAGUGCCUGUCUUUCAGACUAUUCACUAGAGUUUACAAAAUCUGUUGUUCUAUGCUCCUAAUUCAGUUUCUUUUCAAAGAGACACUAUAGGAGGCCAUCACGAGUACACUAAUAUGGGGCAAGCUGUUACUAAUAUCAAAUCAGAACUCAUUAAACCAGAGUGUUGGAGAUACCAGUCCGUUAUUAAAGUCAGGUUUUGUCAGUGCAUUUCUGUCAAUGAAGAAGGUGAAUAGUUCAUUCAGGAUUACUAGUGCAGUUGCUCAUAAUUAGCCUACAGGAUGUUGAAUGUCGGUUUGUUACAUCUUUAGACUUCCUACUCCCCUGGGGCCUGAAAAUUCAGUUCAACAUAUCAUAAUGCACCUUCCUAUUAUAUCCUGCCUUAUUUGUGUGGUUCGUUUUGUCUUUUUUUUUUUUUUUUUUUUUUUUAAUUUGUUGUUGUCUUUUUUUUAAGAAGGAAAUAUUUUCUUUAGUUACUUACCAAGAAGCCUCUUUUUAUGCAAAAUAGCAUUAUUGACAUGAACUUGAUCAAUCUCAUUUUCUCACUUUUACUGGGUCUUACUAUGACUUUUCAGCUUCACAGAGAACAGACAGCUGGCUUUGUAGCUUGUAGGAGUGUGGAUAUCACUGAGAUCUAGAUAAAAUUAAUGUGACUGGGAGUUAAUUUUCUUGUCUACGUGCUCUGCAUUGUGGGGUGCAUCUUUAGGUUUAACAGUUGUGCUGGAAACGUAGUCUGCCUUCAGAGCUCGGUAGUAUGAACAAGAGGAGAUAAGAGGAUUCACAGUCAGAGUAAUUUCUAACUGAUGCUGUUAAACCUUGAUUUAGGAUAUUUCUGCACAGCUUGGCCUAUGCUCACAAAAUGAAACUGGUGGACUGUGCUAAGAUCAUAGGCAGUGAUUAAACAUUUAUAGUUAGCUGGUAUACUAUGGUAUUGCUGCUGCCCAGAGGCAAAGCAUUGUAAUGCAGAUUCAGUAUAGCUGCUGCAGGAACAAAACAAAGGGAGAUGUAGAGUCUUCUGCAGUACUGGCUCCUGGCUGUUCUCAAAACUACGUGUAUUUCUCUUCUGUUAUUUUUUUAUUUUAGUAGGAGGACAAGGGGAAAAGUAAAUGGAGGCUGUUAAUAGUGCUUCAAAAACUAUAGCUUCCAUCUUUUGUCUGUCCUUUUCAUCUGUCCUCUGCUUAAAGUUUACUCUGGUAUAUGUUAGUUUACUCUGCUUUUGUAAACUGUUUUAUGCAAUUAAAUUCUGUAGCCCUAAUGCAAGUAUGUAUUUGUGCUGGUGGUGAUGGCUCAGUCGCAACAUAGAUGAAUUAAUUAGAGUGUCUGCUUGUAGAGGGCCACGAUUUGCUGAAGAAAUAUGUGCAGACAUUUGGAUUUUAAGUGCAUUCCUGUCCUGUCCUGUCUGUGAUCACUUUAGGUCUAUAUAUGUCAAUCAUGUUUAAAACAGAGGGGCUCUUGUUUGUUUUCAGGUGAUUAUAAGAAAUGAUUUCUUGACUGCCAGCAGCAGUUGAUAUUAUUCAAGAGUUCUGUGUUUUGCUUUGUUUGUAUUUAUUUGCAUACCAGAGACUACUGUUUGCAUAAUAAGACCACUUUUAGUUUAAGUCCCUGUAUGGGUGAUUGCACAUGCAUCACAACGUAGUAGGUUUUUUAUGCUGUGUUGGGAUCCAGUUGAGCUUUCUGUCUUGCAAAGUGUUGACUCGUAAACAUUCACUGUGUCUAAGAAAAUAGUGGGGUCGUAGCAACAUGCUUUUGAUGCCAAGUGUCAUAAUUGUUAUGCUAUGAGUUACGUGAGGCUGGCAGGUUGGUGGAAGAGGGAAAGAGAAAGGGACUCAAAGGACAUAGAUAAUCAUGUCUUCAUUAUGCACAUGUAGCAGUUCAGAUAAACAAGUGCUAGUUUACUGCAACAAACAACAUUGAGGAAAGAAAAAAGAUUGCCUGCUAAAGUCUCUUGGAGUGGGAAGUUCUAAAAUCAGUGCCUGUGGGACAUACAGAAAAUAUUUAAACCUAUAUUAGUCUUCAUUUACUGCUACAACAUUGCAAUUACACUUUUAAAUUCACUUGUAUGCGUGUAUACGAUGUUCUUACAGAGGACUUUUAUAAUGAAGUUAUGUAACCUGUGAUACGAUUAGCUAGUGCCACACUUGGCCCUAAUAAUUAAUGUGAUUUAAAAAAAAGUACCUCCUGGAAAGGCACCUACUGGAGGUGUAAUUAUGCAUUGGUAAAUUUUUCAUUCACAUGCAGCUGAAUAUAAGUAUGUCUGUAAGCUGAGCUUGACCUUUUCUCUGAAAAGGAUUGGGGAUUUCAGCUGAUUUCUUUGAGAAAACAUGGUCCAGUUGGCAUCUGUAUCACAUAAAUGGCACCAUCUCACAAAAGAAGUACUGCUUCUAACUUUACGAGUAUUUGUAUUUUCUAUGGAAUUUAGCUGCCUAAGAAUUAUUUGAGUGGCAGAUGUGUUUCACAAGCGCUCAACAGCAUUUGAAAAAGGGACAAAGUACAUAGUUAUUGGCUAAAAAGAGCAAUUAAAGGCAACAUCUUGUUUUAAUGCAGCAUUUUGAAAACAGGGAUGACCUUUGAAAAUUGUGUUGUCUUUUUGUUCGCAUAUGACAGAAUCUAUACAAGCCUGAUUUGUCACAGCGCAGCGUCAUCUGUUGAGAAGAAUUGUGGAACCGCUUGCUGUUGGUUAUCUUGCUCUUUUUCAUAUUUUUUAUUUCUUUCUGCUGUUGUGUUUACCCUUUCAUUCAAUAUAAAGACACCUUAAGAUUUACCCACUGGGUGGAAAAGUGAAGAAGAGAUGCAAAACCAUGCCUAUAUGAACAUGAGCAUGCCAGAAAAAACCAAAUGUUUGUAUCAGAGAAGAAGUAAUGUCUCUUUUUCCUAAGGUUUGGGGAAAAGGAAAAUGAGAGAUGGAGCAACUGCAAUACAUAGAAAAUUAAAUGAGGACAUUUCCUGAUUAUGCUAUUAUAAAGUGUGGGUGUGGCUUAAGGGUUAGAGGAAGAGUUUGGGAAUUAGGUCUCCUGGAGACACACAAGUUUCUUCAGUUCUUCCUUGAACUUAGGUAGUUUUUUUUUUUUUUUUUUUUUUUUUUUUUUUUUUUUUUUUUUUGUGGCUUGCUUUGCUUGAGUAUAUAAUAAUAUGGGAGUUUUUUGUUUUGUACAGAUGUGGGGGGAACUGACUGCAAAAUGCUUUGAAAUUCUCUGAUAGAGCCAAGUGGCUGGCAACUGAAGAUGGCUGGCAACAUUUUUGUACUUGUGUUCUGCUGAGAAAUGGCAGAGGAAAGUAAAAAAUAAUGCCUUUCAAACCUGACUUUCACUGUCUUGCAAUGUGUGUAAUUGUUUACCGUGGUGUAAAGUGAGUGUAAAAAUGCUACUGAACUAGAAGAAAACAGCAUUUUAUGCUCAUUUUAUCCAGGCACAGAUCACUACACAAUCAUCAAGACAGCAGAAAAUCAGGCUUUUGUGGUAGAUACAGGAUACCCAUGCUGGACAGGGUGUGCUGCUGUCUGCAAAUUUCCCUGAGAAACCCUCUUUUUACCUGUGGAAAGUUUCUAAGCAAUCAAACAACCUUCCUCUUUCUGUACAGUCUGCUACAGUGAUGGCUUGAGACCUCAUCCUGAAAGUGGAGCAGGAGAAUAUGGCAUAACUUCUUAGCUAAUGGUGUCUGAAUUAGCCCUGGUUGUGAAUCUAGUUUAUUGCCUCCUCCUAGGUGUGUGCUGUACCUGGUGGAGAUAAGGGCUAGCUUAGGAUCUAUGCUCUGUUUUACAAUGAACAAUAAACCUGUGCUUUCCAUUGCUGCAGAGCUCAAGAUCCUCUCUGGAAGAGUGGCCCAAUGAAAAAGGCAGUGCUUUCAUGCAUACCCUUCAUUGCAUACCACAGUACAUAAUGAUGUGGACUUAAAAUAUUAAUAAUUGCAUUCUCUUAUCAGCCAGAAUCCCUAAAUCAGCUUGGACUCCAAGCAUGGCUGGAAACAGACCCAGAGAGGUGGAAAGCUAUGGAGUUAGCAGAGUCUAGAAAAUAAACCAUUUUUUUUCCAAAUAUUAAUCACACAUGGGUUUUCUUUGUUGGUUAUUUGUUGGUUGGUUAGGUUUGAUUUGGGGUUGUUUUCCUGAUUAUAACAUAUUGUACACAUGCAGUGAUCUUUUUAUAGAACCUGAAGAGAUGUUUUGUGGGAAAUAGCCUAUGAUAUGAAGUUUUAACUCUUCAGUAACAUUAUCAAUAGCAUCUGUGAUUUUAAAAAUUAAGAUGGGCUAAUUCCCAUGAAGCUCCUUCAGUAUAAGAGGUUAUUAAAGACAAACUGCGUCUCAACCUAAAGUUGUACUGCGUUCUUUAGGGAACACAAAUUUCAAAAGCUUGCCAGGUGUAUUUCAACUUGAUACGCAAUAUUUAGAGCAGAUGUGUAUUCUAUAAUUGAUUGUGUAUUUUUUUUUAAUGACAAAUAGUAGAACAGUAUUGGGAGAAAGAUGGGUGAUGGACACUCUUGAUCAAAGCACUGAUAUUUACAUAUGUCUUCUCUACAAAGGACCCUUUGAAGUUAGUCUCCUUGCUAAUUCAUUCACCCCUUUUUCUUAGAAGGCAGCUUUCAGAGUGGCAGUGUUUAAUUUGUGAGUGAGCAAUAUCUUGUUUGGUUAUGGUUGGAUCUCAAACACAAAAGGAUCCCUACCCUGGAGGUCAGAUUUCUCUGGCUGAUACCUGAAUCUGGUUGACUGCUUUCUUCUAUGGUUCUGUGAACCAUAUCAGUAUCGAUCAGAAUAAAACUGCUUUCAUGUCUGAUCUCUGACUGUGCUGUAGAAUAACUUUUAUCUUAGCCAAAUUCUGCCUGAGGCAUUUGCCAAAAAAAAAGUUUGUUUUGUUUCUUUACUUUUAAAUCUUGCUUUUAUAUGAUAUCUGGCAAUAUAACCUAUUACGACAAGAGUUAUCAGUGCCCAGUUUUCCAUACUCUGUAAGAAUAAUUUGGAAAAUUCUGUUGAAAUAAAAAGGUGGCACUUGCAGGCAUAUUUUUUAGAGUUUUUGGAAAGGCUCAUGUGCCAAAAUGAUGUGUUGUAAAUGUUGGCAUGGAGAGAAAGGAAAACAGGUUUUUUUUAUGGAGUGCAAAUCCCCACAGUGCAAUGCUUAGAGACAUACAGUGCAAUGUUUAAGGAGGUGUUUGUUUCAUAGAUCACCUAACUCUCUGAGAUAACAGGUUAACCAGUGAAAUUCUGAGCCAGAUUUUGAGGUGAUCAGCGAAGCUUUCUGCCUGUGUAUGAGAGGAGAGAAGCUUCAUAUUUCCACUUACCUGUGCCCCAGUAUUACUGCCUGGGUUGGAACUGCACAGUUUUUUAGUGGCACACAGUGAGAUGACAAGUUUAUAUAGGGAUGUGAGGGUUGAUUGUAAAAAGAUGCUCCUGAGGAAAUUGAAAAUUUGAAUAGUGAGAAGUCCUCAGAUGGAAAAUGGUUAUCAGUAUCUACAGGGACAUUUUAGAAAUCACCUGUGCUGUGUUUAAUGAAGGUCUCUGAGCUCUCUGGCUGGGAAAAUCAGACCUGAAAAAAGAGAAUAACUCAAAAUAGGAAGCAGAAAAGAUGGGGUGAACCUACUCUAGUUUUUCAGAUAAAGCUUUGUGACUAACUUAAUUUCUUCAACAGCUGUAAAGGAACAGUUUGGGAAUCUCAUAGACCAAUUAAGACACAUUUGCGUACGUGUUCAGACUGUAUUCUAAUGGUGUAUGGUUAGCUGUGUUAUAUUGAUUCAUGAACAAAUUCCUUUCCUUUGAUUUCUUUUUCUUUUUAAGAAAGUCUAACAGAUAUGACCCAGAUGACUUUUAAUUGUUUAUUUAAAAAAACAAACCAACAAACUAUUUAAAAAAAGAAACAUGUCUAGAUACAAAAAUGACCAACUUAAAGGAAGAAAUGUGAGGUAAUCUAUAAACAAGACAGGACCUGGUAUUAAAAUACACAGGUAAAUAAAACACUGUCCUUUCUCAAGCAUGCACGAUCUCUAGACAAAUGGUAAUUUUAUCUUUCUUCCCUAUCAAAAUAUGUAGUUAUUUUCUAAGCAGUGUGCUGCAUGGUUUACAGCUCACAGGUAAUAGGAGCAUCCUUCUUGCUGUAGAGCAGAAAUCUAUUUUUUGCAGCCCUAAGUAAAGUAAAUGACAACUAUAGACAGCAGUAAAACAGGCAAGUGUGCUCAUUUUUUUCUAUAAAAAUGACUUUUUAACUCUAUACUGAUAAAAAAGACACUUUCAUGUAAUACUAAUUCUGGAAUCUUUUAAUUCAAUAGAUGGAAGUGGAUUAUAAAUGAAUGUUGCAGGUGAUAACUAACAUCUCCAUGACAAAUUGUGUGUUAGUGUAGCUGUACUGUAUAUACACUGGAGAUUUUUUCAAAAACUUCUUUCGGCUUUGUUGAAAUGUAAUGGUCUGUGCAUGUUGCUGGUGGAGAAUCUUAUCCUCAGGUAUGCAGUUCAUUUAACAAGAAUUGAAGUGGUCAUUUAUGUAUUUAUGUGGAUGUGACACGAGUACGUAUCUUUUUUAUAUAUGGGAUUCUCUAAUGAGACAUAGAAAAUGUCACCAUUUUAUUCUCUUCCGUUUUAAAAGUGAUUGUGAGGGGAUCUUGCCUCCCCGUGUUUCUUCACUGUUGAUUUGUUCUCUUGUUUUCUUCUAAGGGUACUAACCUAAGGGAAUGCAUACUGCACAUCAUGCUGCGCUUUCACUUGUCAUUUUGAGAUGAUCUCUAGACAAUAAGGUCAGACAAAAAGUUUAUGCCAAAUGGACCAGACAGAAAGAAGCUAGUCAAAUGAAUUAAAAAUAGAAUAGAUAAAUAUUCCAGGCACAAAGCAGUUGGCUGUAAUCAUUCAACCUUCUUUAUUGCUUUUCUUCUUCUCACAUACAGAGUUCCUUUAGAACAGGCAGGUAUACUGCACAGUGUAAGAACUUUUCAUUAAGGCAUCAGUUAAGAUUUAUUCCCAAAUAUCUAAAAUAUCAGUAUAUUGAUUACUUUAUCAUCUUGCACAUUAAAGAUUAUUUUUCAUCAUUUUUUUUCCAAUAUAUCUAUGUUGUUUUGUAUUUAAUGAGGAACUCAACUAUUUUUUUUUUAAAUUUUAGCAAAAAAUAGUAUUUAACUUGUACUUUGCAUCUCUUUAGUAAAAGAUGUGCUCAGACAUUUCUCAAUGUUUCACUUUUUCAGUGGGUAAUAGGUGUUCUUAUCUAAAUAUUUCUGCCACCUCAUGCUAAGAAAAAUAUGUUGUACUAAAACAAACAAAAAAUAAUAUUGAUUUUUCUCUGAUUCUUCAUAGCUAGGAAGCAUGCAUAGCAAACAGUGCUCAGAUGAAACUUACAUUUGAAAUAUAGCACCCACCUAUAAAUAUAUUUUCUAUUUUUUUCUCUGUGGUUAUGGUACCAAAGUAGCAACAGCAGUUAUUGAGUUUGCAGAAUUACAGAAGCUGAUACCUGUCACCCAAGCCUCACUGUAAGUGCCACCUUGUACAGUAGUAUGAGAGUUGUACUGCACAAAGAGUACUCCUGGUCAUUCUCUCAUGUCAUAUAUCUGAACAUGUUGACAGAAUUUCUGCCCAAGGAGAUUAAAUUAAGUAUCAUCUGAAUUCAAAAGUAUACAGUGAUCAGCAUCCAGUCAGAGAAAAUAGCCUAAUUAUAAUAUUUUCACACACUCAGUGUAAAUGGAACAUCCACAGCACUAUAAACUUGCAAUCCGCUGUGGCUAAGGGUUAAACACACAUCCAGAUGAGAAGGUUAUCCUGGAAUACCGUUUUGCAAGUAGCCUCUUGCCUCUGAUCCUCUGUAGUCUGCUGCUUCUACUCUAAUGACCCCCUUUUGCUAUGACUGAUUUUUUUUUUUUUAAUAAGUAGGUUAUCUGAAAUGCUGGCUAUAAGAAAAAAAAAAGUAUAUUUUUAAUAUAAGGUGUUUAUAAUCUGUAAAAUACUGGAUCAUUCAAGCAAGUUUUGUUUUUUUCUUUAAACGUACAUUAACUUAUUUCACAGAGGAUGAAUUAAAUUCUCUACUAUGGAAGUACAGAGGAAAACAUCUGAUAUAUGUUGUUUACAACCAUUUGCAAGUGUGGUGGCUCUAUCUUGACAAAGAGAAACUCUCUUUAAAGAACAGGCUACUGUUCCUUCUUGUUUCCUUACUAAAUUCUGGUUUGACAUGUUUAUUCUUCCUUCUGGAUCAGAGUGAGAUUUUACAUAAAAUGGAACGGAUUUAUAUUUAUAGGUUAAAUGAAGAUAAGUCUAUCUGGAGUUCUGACUUUCAAGACAAGUCAGGAUGAAUAUCCAGGAGAACUUACUUCUUAUAUUCUAGCAGUACUACAAAAGAGAGUAACAAUUCAUUUUGAAACUAGAGCACUAAAGUAUCUUUAAAGAUUCCUAUUUUAUUUGAUUUGACAAAGGCAGAAGUCUGCUAUGCUUGCAAGCUCAUGUUAGCUUCUAUUUUCUCUUAUAGAGUGGAAACAUCAUAAGUGGUUAAAAAUCACCAGUUGCCACAGUUUAUUGUUUUUUAUGAGCAAUGAGGUCUAUAGCAUGGAACAGUGGAAUGAAACUCUCUAUACGGCCUUAAAUGUCAGAGAAUAAGGCUGUAUUUUGUAAAUCUUAGACCAAUAGCAUUCAAACAUACUAUUAUAAAUGGACUUAUAUAAUUGUUAGAUGAUGAGACUAGCAAAAGAUUUAUGAAGCUACAAGGGUAUGGCAAAAGUCUAAAAUUACUUGGUUUCCUUAGGUGAGAGCAGGAUGCACUCCAAGCAGGCUCUCAUCUCCCCACAAAAUAAUCUAAAUGGUGUUUAUUUGAAAUUCCAGUGAUACAAUAAUUAAUUCCUUUGGCAUUAAAAUGUAAUAACUUUUAAAGAAAAUAAUUUCAUCCCAAGAGUUUAGCAUUCAGGAAGCCUUCCUGACUUCUUAAGUUUUUAGAGAUGGAUGUUUAGCUACGGAAUAAAAUGUGAAGAGAAUUCAGCAGUGUGUGUGUUUUUGCUUGUUUUUCAUGAAAAAACAAGCUUGUCCUUUCAUGUAAAAUCCACCCAUCAUGCUAUUCCACAGUUGUAUAAAUAUGAGUGCUCAGCAUGUGUUCUGGGAACAUCCUGGAGGGUAGUAAAAAUUAUUUUCUCUCCUAUCAUUCUUGCCUCAGUUUGACCGUUGAUGUUUAAGCAAGUAUUUAAAAUCUUAGAAACCUAGUCUGAGGAAGAAGGAGAGAGCAGAAGAGCAAAAAUUUGAGUAAGGAGGGAGAGAAACUAUGAGAAAUAAAAUAGAUGGAACUUAUUAAAUAUUUUAAUAGGAAUGUCCUAAUUGUUAUACACUCACUCUUUUACAGGCUUUCCUGUAAGCAGCUCUUGAUGUAUAAAAUUUUGGGAAUGUGUGUUCAUUAGCUUGCUUGUAUUUGUAAUGGGACAUAGAGCUUACCCUUGUCUUCUUCAUGAAAGUUUAAUAAUCUACAGUUCAGUAUUGUGGGUAAUCUACCCAUUUGGUAUUGUGGAUAAAGUUCCCAAAAGGCAUCCUGCACUGCCAAAGUUCCAUUUAAAGUGACAGCUGGUAUUUCAUUUACUUUAAUUUAAAAACAAGGACACAAAAAUUAAGAAAAAAAACACCCUUCCAACUUUUUUCCUUGUCUGGAAUCCUGUUCCUCACAUAAGAAUCCAUUGACAAUAAAAGGUGCUAAUUAAUAUCCAUGUAAAUGCCUUCACUGUAAAAAUACUUAGGAAUAGAGGAGUCCAAGUGACAGUGAGUAGAAAAGCCAUAAAUUCUAUGAAUGAAAAUUGAGGAAAGCUUUUAUAUUGCUGCGCUACCUCAUCUGUUACUCUGUACCCUUCUUAGGGCAGGAUGUCAGAACAAUUUUUUUCCUAGAAAUUUAUGGUUAGUAGACUGAGAUUCUUCUAGAUAAAGACAGAUUCUUUUUGGAACAGAUAUACUUAAAUCUUAGACCAUAGUCUUGUAAUCAGAUUCACAUCGAUGGGAGCUGGAGGAAAUAUCUUUAAAAGAGUUUUUUUCAGGGAGUGGAAUGAGGUCACUGUUUAUUAUUAAAAAAAAAAUAAAAAAAUAAAAAUAAAAAAAAACCAGGAUUGUUAACCUGUUCUUUCACAGAACUGCAUGCUUUGGUUCAAUAGCUGCAAGCAGUCACCUUAAUUUCUUGCAGAGUGCAAAGUUAAGUAUGUGACUGAGCUAUUGCUGGGGUAGAAUCUUAGCUCCAACUGCUUCUGGAGAUGAACUGUGUGUUCUUAUGAAUUUUUAUGUAAAAUAUAUUUUCCUCUCUUCGGCUGUUAGUUGCUCUCCACGAAAUUAAUCUGCUUUUUUAUCAGACUGAAAGUUUGUGAGGUCUCAUUUGGUGUUAACCAGUAUAAUCUCUUACACAAAUAAACAAUUUUUUAUCACAGUAAAUUCUAUGAAAAUAAUUAUUUUCUUUCUGGAAGGGGAAACAGUAUCUUCUGUAUCAUCUUUGUAUGUUAGUUGCAAAGAAACUGUUAUGCAUUAGAAAUUCAUUACUCCAAGAAUUUUCCACUUUUUUCUGCUGAAGAUAAUUAGAAUUCAUGUAACCAGACCUACUGUGAAAACAGUGUAAAGUCUGAAUAACACAAAUCUGUUUUUAUAACAACAACAGCAUUGUUGCAUGUAUAAAAAUGGAGGUAUUCAUUUUAGUAUUAAAAAGCAGGAAAUAACCACCAGGUAUUAACAUUCUCAAAAGGCUGUCAGUAAUGGUUUCUAAUAAAGCAAAUGACUGUGUGUAUAAACCCAUACUUUCACUUUGCAUACUAGGCAACGAACGGGAAGUGUCAGCUCUGAAGGAUUUAUCACUCAGCAGUUCACAUGGUAAACAGAGGUAAGGACUUGAUUAAAUAGCUUAAGAUAACGCUUCCUAAAGCAAGUAGCUUCCUUAGCUCUUCUGCAUGGUUUUCUGAAAGGCUAUGCAUUAUAGUUGCAAAAAGAUUGCUUCUGACAGCGACGUUCUUCAUAUUAGAACAUUGUCAAAACAGGUAUAUACAUAAGGACAAGAAACAGCUGAAAUGCAUCGCUUGCUGAACAUAUUGCUGGGCAUGCUCAAUCUGGCUAUACAAUUGCAUAGCAAAGCUCAAGGCAGACAACAGAUGUCAUGACUUUCGGCAGUGAAACUAUACACUUGGAUUUUUUUUUUAAUAACUUGUAUUGAGGCUUGAAAUGAAUUGUUCAUAUAUUGAGUAAGGAGAAAUUCAUCUUCUUACAUGAAUUCAUAUUCAGCUUUGGUGUUUUAACCAACAUCGUUGUUCUGUACAUACUAAAUGAUGGUGGAAGGUAUUAAAAAAAAAAAAAAAAAAAAAAAGAAAACAACCUGUCUUACAUUCAAUUUAUUAUUUGGUUUCAUAACUUCUCCUUGUGGUCACUGAGUCACAUAUUUACAGCAUGACUGCUUGAGGACUUGCAUACAUUGUCAUACUAAUUAGAUAGCAAAGAGACAGGACUGAAUUUGCAUAAUUAUCGUACACCAUCCAGGUAUUUAUUCUUUCUAACUGAAGUGAGGAUGCAAAUCUGCUUUUCAUCACUAGUAGAGGAGGAACUUGUUUCAGAUCUUUCUCUGAACUGUUUCUGACUGUUCACACUCAACUGGGAAUGAGGAUCUUGUGUACCUGCAUUCUCUUUGUCUCAUAAAACUUGACCUUGUCACUUGAGUGUGUUGUCUUUAACUUCUACUCCAGGAAAAAUAUCUCAAUAUUUUUAUAGUCAGGUUUAAUAGCCAGCAGAGGUAUAAAAUUCUAAGACUAACUAAUCUUGACAGAAAAUUCUGAACAUUUGCUGGACAUGUUUAGAUUAGGAAGCCAGUUCUUUUCUCACUAGGAGAGUAAUAAUAAUUAAAAAUUUAAGUAGAGAUGAAAUGGACUUUGGCACUGUAGGCCUUUUCAGUGUCUCCUAUCCUAAUUUAAAACAUGUCUAAUUUGGGAAUACUUUGUUUUGCACCUGAGGAAGCCUAAGAAUUGUAUGUCCUUAUCUGAGGCCAGUAGAAGCGUAUGUGUGAAAAUUGAAGUGUUUGGACUUCUGAAUGUCCAAAACACUGUUCAAAUCUGUGCCUUGGCCUUUUUGUGAGUCAGUUUACAGGUCUGUAGUAUCACUAGCAGCAACAACUCUGUGUUGUUUUGAAGCACAGUUAAGGGACAGAUUAUCUGAGGGAGGCACAUAAAGUAUAGAUUACUCAUUGACAGACAGGAACCGUGUGCCCUACUUAACGUGUGAAGAAACAACCUGUGUCCUUUGGAUUUGAUUGUCCUGGGAGUGACAACAGCAAAAUAGACACCCUGCCUUAACAGCAAAAUAGACACCCUAUUUCAACCUUUCCAGUGCAGACCCCUCCCUAUUGCAAACCCUCAUUCCCAUUUCACUCCCCACUGCCAUCAUAUUCAGGCAAAAAUAGUUGAGCCACCUGGUGCAGCAUAUCUGCAGGAAUCAAUUUUCAUUUCCUGCCAGCACGUGAGCAUCCUUCUCUCAAGGUGAGUCGGUGGAAGCUGGCUGCUCCUCUGUUGGAAGCAGCGCGUGAAUUACAAAGCACUACUGCUGUGUUGCGUAGUGGGGGUAGACAGGGCAUCAUAUAAGUGUAAAAAUGUUUGGUUUGCAAGCAGUGUUACUGUAGGUAGCAAAAUGUCACACCAGAGUGCAAAAGAGGGAUCUGUAUCGGUGAUUUUCCAGCCCGUGCAGUACACUGUGCUGUGCAGAAUGUGUGAGAGUGGCAGGUACGGCACAGCCACCUGCCAGCAGCCUGCCACUCCACGCAGGAGUAGCUGGGAGAGUCAAUACUCAUCUGUGAAAACAUCUGUGUAAUUAAGCUGAAUGCCGAAGAGCAUGAGAGUUCAGAUGAUAGCAGAAAGCUUCAAAUGUACCCUUAGAUAGAUUUGAUUAUCACAUGGUUUUCCCAGGCUUGGCUACGUAACUCAAUAGGCAUUGAUCAAUUGAUAGAUGUGUAUGCCAAAUGCAUUAAGAACUGUUUUACUGAAGUUAGGAUGGAAAGAGAAAGAAGUAAACUCUUCUAACAGAUAAUUUCUUGUAAUUCCACAUCAUCCUCACCUUCUGUUCAAUUGGGAAGUGUGUGGUUUUUAACUUUCUGUUCCCUUUUGCAAUUGCAAAAAAAAAAAAAAAAAAGAGUAUGUGAUUUGUGGUAUAAAAUAAGGGUUUAGUUAAAAUAAUCCUGUUUCUUCUUACAAAUAUAAGUGUAUUCUAAUUGCAUUAAUAACUUGUAGGUGGUGCAUACUCUUAGAUCAGUAUUAGCUGAAGUAUUGAUAUGAUGUGCAUAAGACAAGAAUACCAAAGUGUACGGUAUGUGAUUGCAAUAUGUUAGGUUUUGCAGAAUGUAAUUUUCUAUAAAAUGCCUACAAACAUUUUAAAAACAAACAUGAUUCUCAGAACACAUGCUUUCCUGAGGAUUAAAAGUGCAUACAGCUGUUGAGGCUUGUUUGAGUGGUUUGGGUUUUUUUCCUUUUAAAUUCACAUUUUUAUUUUCAAGGGAUUGUGAAAGUCUAAUAUUAAAGAUUAUAUUGUACUUAAUAUUAACUGAGAGCUGGGUUUUUUUAAGAAAAGAAAACAAAGAGAUUUUUUUCUAAAAUCAUGAAUUCUAUCUUUCUCUUAUAAUGCACUGGAUUCAACUGAGAAGACAGUGAAUAUGACCAGAUAUGAGAAGUUUUGUGCUACUCUGAAGUUUUGCUGGGAACUUUCAAUAGGAGCCCAUUUGGGAGAAAGGCUACAUGAUUAUUCAUUUAUUGCCUUUUUUGUAUCGUAUUGCAAUGAUACUCUUCAUGUCACAAAAUUUACUUUCUACUGUUUACAUUUUAACAUCUGAAUAUAGUAAAUUUUGCUACUGAAAAAAGAACUGCCUAGUGUUCUGGUAACUCAUCUGCUAACAUAGUAUAUUGGUUUUGAUGAAUGGACUCAAUCUUAAAGAUUCUCUACUAUGAUGUGUGAUAC
This is a messenger RNA of Columba livia (rock pigeon), 50818 nucleotides long. It is a transcript of the gene PCDH9, whose product is annotated as protocadherin 9. The record is from RefSeq and is a predicted model, not a curated record. Gene Ontology annotation, cellular component: plasma membrane. NCBI's taxonomy places the organism in Eukaryota, Metazoa, Chordata, Aves, Columbiformes, Columbidae. Gene Ontology annotation, biological process: homophilic cell-cell adhesion. Bases 755 to 3811 code for a protein of 1018 amino acids. The transcript is spliced from 3 exons. Gene Ontology annotation, molecular function: calcium ion binding.